Molecule: messenger RNA, 82077 nt
Organism: Columba livia (rock pigeon)
Lineage: Eukaryota; Metazoa; Chordata; Aves; Columbiformes; Columbidae
Product: protein SPT2 homolog
Exons: 4
Coding region: 1-984 (327 amino acids)
Source: RefSeq, a predicted model, not a curated record
AUGGAAAUUAUUUGUAGCGGGCCAAGACUACGCGUUUAUUUUGAUAUCAGCGAAAGGAGCCACCAGGAGCUCCUGAAGUCCCUUGCAGACGCCUCUCUGCUGUGGGGGGAGGUGGGCAUCUCCGGCACUCGCGGGCCGUUUCAUCACAGGUGGGAGAGGGCCCCGGUUUCGCACCGCAGCUCACGCCGGCCACCACGGGGGAGCCGCCGCUGUCGCCCCGAGGCGGGGCGGGCUCCUGCCGCCUCCGUUCCCCCGCCGCUCAGCGCGGCCCCCGGACUUGCCCAGCCCGCGCCCGCCGCCGAUUUCGGGGGGACGGGGCGCUGCCGAUGCACGCGUGGGCGGUGCGUGGGCGGGCGGUUGCGUGGGCCGCGGCGGCGGCGGCGGCGGGGCGCGGACAGGUGGGCUGGCCCGGGGCGGGCGGGCGGUGCGAGCGAGCGAGCGUGUGGGAGCGCGGCGGCGGGGGCGGGCCGGCCGUGGGUAGGCAGCGGCGCGGCUGCCGAGCGGCGCUGCCCCCCGCACAGCAGCGGCGGCGGCGGGAGCCCCGGCCCCGCGAUAAAAAGAGAAGGGGCCGGGAGGCGCGCGCUGCGCGUUUGCUGGAGCGCUUUGCGGCGGCUCCUCCAGAAACGUGCCGGGGAGGGAGAGAGCCGGAGAAAGAGCGGGAGGUUGUGCCGAGCGACGAGCUGCCGCCCUCCCGCAGGAAUCCCGGGCGGGCGGUGCGGCGGCACCAGGACGCGCGGCUCCCCCUGGCUGCGCGGCGGCGGCGGGAAGGAGGCAGGGAGCAGCGCUGCUGAGGAAGACUCGCCGGCACCGCUUCAUCCUGCGGCACCGGCCGGCGGGGUGAGGAGCCCGGAGAGCGCAGGUGGCAGUGUAGAAGCCAAGAACAAAAAUUGGCAGAAAUUGUAUUCUGUGUUUGAGAAAAUGAAGAGUGUACUCAUGACUAAGCACAGGAACCUGGAAAACCACAGGAUUCCUGGGAAGCCAUGAAGGAUGGGACAAACUCAGAGAUGGAGCCUGAGGAUUUUUUUAGAACUGAUGAGUGGGAAGUUAUCCUGGUAAGAAGUGUCAAAGUCCAACUAUCGCUAUGUUUGUUCAUGGAUUUAUACUUUUGCAUUUGGUUGUUCUUAGUCUAGCCUAAGAAGGCAUUUUGUCUAAACCUUUAAAUUGCUUCUGAGUUUAUGUAGUUAUAUCACAAAUGCCCACAGAUGACCAAGCUGCCUUGUGUUGGCUCCCCUGCAGUAACUGGCAUUGGGCACAGUUUUAGUUAUCCCCAGCUGCAAGGUAGGUUGCAGACAGAAUGAUUUAUCCCACUGUCAGAAUGGGCUAAGGGUGUACAUCCCAUUAGGUAUGAGUAAACAGCUGUCACCAAUAAGCUAUUAAGUUGUAGUAUCUUGGAAUCUUGAGAUUCUGAAAUCCAAAUCAAAAUGAUUUUUUUCUACCCACUGUUUAAAAAUAAAUUCAGGAAAUUAUACUUCAGGUAUAGCUUUGGGCACAGGAGCUGCAAGUUCUCUGUAAAGAAGCUGUAUCUCUGUUAGUGAACAGUUAGACCCUGAUCUGAGUGGGGCUUUUGGGUACCAUUAUAUGCUUUCAAAAUGUGCCUUUGACAGAGUACCCUGAAGAGCUAUGGCAGUUCUUAACUUCAAUUAAAAAUAAAAGAAGUGAAUAAAUCUAGAUUUGUUCUUCAGGGGAGAGGUCUUCUAACCAUCUUUGCCUGGCCAUCAUGUUAUCACUUGUCACCUGUUACUUCUGAGUGGGGACCCACUCAUGUGCAGCUGGUGAGAAAAAAGCAUCAGCAUUAAUUUCUGUACAGCCCUGUAGUUUUUUCUUAUUGAACAAGAGUUAUCAAAGCUAUUAAUUUAGGUUUUUUAAAGUCAAUUGAACUGUUUAUGUAGUAUGGAUCAGCAUAUGCUUAUGGCUUUGUUGAACAUUGUUGAGGUCAUUAGUUGCUGCUAACACAUUUAGAAGAGAAAAUGAAAAUGUCAUUUGUCAUUGGUACAAAAUUUUAACGGGGUCUUCCAUUACAUCAAGUGUUCAAAAUAUUAAAUAAAAGAAAACUGGUAACUAAGCAGUGUGAUGCUCAAGAGUUCAAUUUCCAGACACUUCUCAGUGCUAAUUAUGAAGUAUUGACAUAAAUGAAUGAAACUACUUGUUAAAGUGCCUUUUGCAGUGUAUAGCAGUUAUGUGUUCACAAGAUGAUUCAUAACAUUCAGCAAUUUGUGAUGAGUUUCCCUGCCAUUACUGGAGAUUACUAAGUAUCAAAUGUAUUUGCACUACACUGGGUUACUUUAAAUUAGAUUUGAUUGUGGAAAGGGAAGGAGAACCAUCUUCUAUUAACUGAAAAAUCAGGCCUGUUUUAUGAAUCAGUUAGUCAGUAUUGAAUUUCUCUCUACUGUAUAUUACAAUUUAUCCUUUACAAUAAAAUACAAAUGUUUCAUCAUCAUUGCUAUAAAUACAGGAGUGUGUGGGAAACUCUCAAGACUUCUUUUGUGUUGAAAGUUAUGUACAUUAUAACUAAUAAAAUAUAGCAGACUUUCUGUAACUGAAGGUGGAAUUCAUAGUAAGAAAUCUAAUUUUGGAAUCUAAAUGUGUAAGGUCCCAUUUUCAAUCAGCAGACCUUAAUUGUAUAGAGUGCUAUUUGAUUUGAUGCAGGAUGUAUUUGUAAGUACCACUCCCAUUAACAGUGCAACGGAUGCUGCAUCUUAGAAAACUGUAUUGUGCUUCUGCUUUGAACUGGAAGUUGUGGCUGGUUGUGUGUUCUGUUGUCUUAAGAAAACUGUGUUUAAGGGCUUGCACAAUCAGUCAUUCCACGCCAUCAUGACGAUGGCCGUAAUCUGUUAGAUUAUGAAGCAUGAUUGCCUGGCAGUUAUUGGAAAUGUCUGUUAAUGAUACCAGGGUUUUCCACAAGAAAAACUUUCCCACUCCUUAGUACUUGUGUAGGAUUGUCUUCAAAAUGGUUUGUGGGCACUGGGAGAAUGUACUGGGCCCAUGGGUUAAUGAUGCUGCAUGGAAGACAGAGAAAUUACUUUAUAAUAUCUGUUUAUUUUGUGAAAUAACAGGUACCAGCCAGUCCGGUAUGAAAGGCAGGUUUUUAGAAAAUCAGCAGACUGUCUUUCAAGAGGAUGAGGAUGGUCUGAAUCAAAGUCUCUGGAUAGGGAGGCACAAAGUGAAAAUUUCAGGUGGAAUACUCUGAGCAUAAGCAUAAAACACAAGGAAUGUGUCUGAGGCCAUUUAGCUUGGACACUCUGGCUUCUCAGGCUGGAAGUUGAUACCAGAUCUCCAGUUGGAAGAGAAUAGCAUUUCCUUAAUCUCAAUAGUAUUAAUACAGCUGUUAAACCAAGGGGAUAGCUAUGAUACUGCAAGAUGCCCAUUGUAGAUUACUAUAACUGAGGUAAACUCUUGUGAAUGUCUCAACGUACUAACCAUAUGUGUAAAGAAAGUAUACUGAGUUAGCAAAUGCGUAAAGUAAACCUCCAGGCAUGUGGUCCCACUGCUGUCUUUGGGCAUGCUGCUACUGGGCUUCUACAAGAAGUCCUAAUGCAGGAGAACAUGAAAACUGUAUAGGAGAAAUGAUCCUGAAAUUACAUUCUGUAUGUAAGACCUUGCUCUUGGAUGGUGACUCCAUAGGAUACUUAGAGCAAAAGGAUACUGGUGACAGUAUCCUUUUGCUCUAAGAAUGCCAUUGCAUGGUGUCAAUUCUAGAUGACAGAGGACAUCGUGGAGUCCACUUGACCAAAUGGAGGGCUACUAACUGGAUUUAUGAUGCAAGAAGGGAGAACCUUCCAACUACAUGCCAAGAUGUCUUAGAACAAAAGGAGUCUAGACUAUCUUUUGAUGCUGGAAAAGAUGGUGAAGUGCUGGUGGCACAGAAAGGCUACCAAGAUAGUGCUGGUAGCAACAUCUGAGUUGCUAGGUAGAAGGUUAAAGACCUCUGCAUCCUCAGUCUCCACUGUAAUCUCAAUAGCUUACAUGAGGAUAAGCAGAAAGGACACACAGGUCAAGAUGACACAGCCUCUGGGGCUGAAAUCCUUAACAUUGCUGUACUUAGCACAGAAGUUGAUGAAAGUCAUUUAGAAAACAGUGAAGAGCUGCUGGAAUAAGUUAGAUCCAAUUUAAACAGGAGCGCAGAAGAGCAGGCAGUCAGACCAAAAUAGAAAUGUUUCCAUGCAAAUACUAGAAGACUAGAAGAUAAGAUGGAAGGACUGAAUGCCUAGUUCUAAAGUUAUUGGCAGUAUAGGUCUACUAUAAAGAACAUAGCUAGCAGGACACUUUGAGGAUUUCUGUGAAAAGCCUGGUAAGAAGAACAGUUGAAAGAGUAAAAUGCUUGCAUUCAUUGUGGAGAGACUCAGAACGAAUGCAUGUCCUCUAAUAAGUGCUUCUCUGAACCUUUAAAAAAGAUUUUUUUUAAAAAAAAAAAAGCAAUUACCAUGGUUGAGCAGGCUGUAAGGAACAUGAAGAUAUCCUUCAAAAACUUAUGCCCAAGAAAAUAAAGGCAAAAAUCAGGCAAUUUAAACAUAAAAUAUACAGUAAAACAAAUAAAAGUCUGGUAUGUGACUUAUAAAAGGCAGAGAAGUUUGUCAUAACUACUCUUUCAAAAACAUCAGAAACAGGAGAGCUAUUGGGUCAAUAGGUAACUAAGAUCUAAAAAAGCUCAAAUAGGACUGUGCUGUAGCUGAAAGAGUAUGAGAUACUCAUGUUCAUGGUGCAGGAGCUCCCAAAGAAAACCUCUUCUCUCUGGGGAGAGAAACACAAGGUCCUUUUGAGGCACCUGUUCCAAAUCAAAGUGCUGUUGGGACUUAUUUUUAUCAUCUUGUUCUUAAAAAAAAAAAAGUAUUUACAGCAAAUUCCCAUCUCUAGAUGUGCCCAAGACCUCUAGAAGAUCUCUUGCAAUAAAAUUGCUGAACUGUUAAGGGUGAUGUUUAACAGCACAAUACUACUGUGGUAGCAGUGAAGUUAAGGGUGCCAAAGGUGAUGCCAGUUUUUAAAAAGGUUUCCAGAAAGCCUAUAGCAAAGAACAGGGCAGAUAUGACUGGUGUUUCUGCCAGCUGAUUUCCUGGUAAAUAUGGUGAAAACUAAUGGCGAUCAUGGACAAAUUUGAUAUACCAGGAAAGAGUCAGAACAGCCUCACAGGUCUGGUACAGUUCUUUGAAGGCGCUGUUGAAGUUGUGAGUAAGUGUGGUCUAGCUGAUGCAGUAUGCUUAGGUUUCAGAAAGUCUUUUGGGAACUACUCAUCAAAGGUGCUGAGCAAAAUGAAACUGCUCUGACAUAAGAGGAAAGUUCUCUCCUAGACUGUUGGUUAAAAGAUGGGGUAGGAAUAAAUGACCUGUUUUCGCAGAGGGGACAGAGGUCAUUGGUGGAGUUGCUCAUAUGGAUCUGUGCCAGUUUUAACACUAGUCAGCCUAUAAAUUGGUGGUCUGGAAGAGUGAGUGUAGAGUGAUUCUAAGUUAACGAGUGUAGCAAAAAAUGAAAGCUAAUCAUGAAGAGCCAAAGAGGGAUCUCGUGAUGCUUAGUAACUGGGGAUGAAGCUUGCUGCUGAUAUUCCAAGUAAUGCAUGCAAGGGAGAACAGUCCUGCUGUUACUGUGAACUAUUAGCACCAAAAGAAGUGGUGUUGCAGAGACCUUACUGUGGUAAGUUCAAGCAUUGGUUGAAUCUUUAGGACCAGUUAAAAACCCAAAAUGCUAGAGAAGAAUAGCCAACAGAACAGAAGUCUGUUAUGCCAGUCUGUAAGCCACCUGUGCUUUUGUCUUGACCUCUGGGUACAGUUCUGAUCCCUAUAUUUAAAGGAAGCAUGAGGGGGGGAAAAAAAAGGAGACAUAAUAGAAGUAGAAAUAGGUGGCAAUAAUGAUAAGGCCCAAUUAAGUAGAUUAGGAAUCUUCCGCCUGGCAAAGAAAUAGCUAAAGAUGAAAAUGAUAAAAAUCUAUGUAGGAGUGUAAUAGAAAAAAUGAGCAGGGAAUGCUCAUUAACUGUCUCUUGUAGUAUAAGACCCAGAGGGGAUCAAAUAAAAUUAUCAAGCGACAGAUUGAGAACAAGUAAGAGGCUGUAUUUUUUUUUUUCUCAUAAUGCAUAGUUUAACUGUGAGACACUGUAUAUACUAGGAGUUUAUCUGGCUUUGGGCUUUCAGUGCAAAAGCAUCUCCUCUUGAUUAGAAGAACGCAAAGGCCAGUUCUUGAAGGCUGGGGAGGAACCCUGAGGUACAUCCCUGCAAGUUUUCCCUGUCCUAGUGCUCUUUUCUUCAGACCUUGGCUCUCGGCCUUUGCUGAAGGCAUCAUAUGGGGGAUACGUGCAUCUUUGGUCUGACAGAAUAUGGUUAUUAAUAUGUAAAAUGAAGACAAAUUGCAGUCCCCUAAAGAAAAUGCUGACCAUAUGCCACUCCAGAUGCAUUACAGAAUUAUUGGUGAAGAAAAUGUGUUGAGAAGGACAUUUUUUUUUUUCUUGGGCCUAAUAAUUUACCAAUGAAGAAAAAUAAAUCAAUUUGGUUUUGAAGACUGUACAAGUUCUCAUUGUACCACAUUGAAUGUGAAGUUUAGUACCUAUAAAAGGGUGUUGAGAUUCUUUGUUCUGUGGUGUCACGAUUCAGCUUUACUUCUGUGCUUGCUCAAAGCAAGUUGAGCAUUUGUUAUUCCUUGCAGUUUAUCUUCAGAUUAAAAACCUAAAUGCAAAAAUAAACUGGAAAAGUUAGGGACAGGCUUACCCAUGUAAUGAAAUGUUACCUGUAUAAUAAAAUGAAAAAUACAGUUUUUUGAGUCUUGCACAUGGAAGAUGAAAUCUCUUUUUGUAUAAAUAUAGUGAGAUUACACCUAGGUUCUUUCCCUAUCCAAACAUACAAGGACUAAAGCUAUGUUAGGCUUGGUCUGGUAAGGACUUUGAGGAAAAAAGAUUAUUAAGAAUAAAGGAUGACUUGACCAUUAGGUGUGAAAACAGCAUUUGAAUUUUAAAAGCACGUAGAAGUUACGGAACAAGAAUUAUGCAGUCAUCCAAACCAGUUAACAAACUGAAUGAAAGAAGAGCGUCCCAGUGCCAGGGCUUAUAAGCUGGUGUGAGUACAACAGCUGUGAGGUACAGAACCAGCACAAACAUGGCACUGCCCCCUGUGAGGAGAUAAAAGGGCUAGAUGUUGGGGUGUCCACUAGGUUAGUUCUAACGGAGGAAAAUUAGUCGUCUAGGGUUCCUGUGGUAACAGUAACAAUAAAUCAGCUUAUCCGAUAGGUGACACAGAGCACCCCAAGCCAGUUCCUGCUCUGAAUUACCCUCUAGAGGAGGCUUUUUCUGUCCAUGCUGGUGCAGAUGGACUAGGGACACAAAGACAACUGGCCUCCCUAGGUCAAAGUUGGCCUUUGAACAUACCCAUUCUAUAUGUUACCAUCAGACCUGAUUUUCCUAGAUGUUUUAGUAGGUCACUCUUUCUUUCCAGUGGUACUAGGAUAAAAAUACACUGCAAGACAAUACUAGCUAAACCCAUUUUAAAGGUUUCAUGUUGAAGUGCCUGUUUUAUACUUAAAGUUCAGAUUGUCCCUCAAAGUUUUCUGUACUUGCCUGACAAAGCCAAGAGCUAUAUUAAAAAUAAGUUUAAAAUACUUUUUUGUUUAAGAAAAAAACCUGUAAAAUCAAAGAUUUUUCUGAAAUAAAACAUACAAAAAGAGAUCAAAUGGAGGUUUUUAAAUUAUGAAGAUUAGGCAAUAGAGCCUGUUUGAAAGAUGGGGUUAAUUAUGUACCCCACCAAGCACCCCCAAAACACACUUCUUUCUCAAGAAUGGGAGAAGAAUCAGUCUUCUCAUUAGCUCAGUUAUUUUUUAUGAUGUCCUUGAAUGAUCUUUAGAUUUCUCCUAUUUGUUCAACAAAAGCAAAACAUAGUUCUAAGAUUUUUUUUUUCGUUUAUAUUUUCAAUAAUGGAAUACGAUACCAAAGAAAAAGUGUAAGCAAAAUCUUGUUUUCAUCUUUGUUUGGCACUUAGUGUAGUUAGGUAAUGAAGCUGAACCACUGGCAGUGCUGAUCCAAAAUGGUCAGCAGAGACUAUGGUAAGUUUUAGUUUUAUUUUUCUAAAAGUAAUUUGGUACCAGGUGCCAUGGAUCAGAAGUUCACUAGUAAUGUAAUCCAAGGCUUAGACUUUCACAUCAGUUUAAAACUAUACUAUAAACUAUAAUGCAUAGUUUUGAAUAGGUGAGAGAAUGCACCAGCCAAGCACACUUUUCAAGCAAUAGUUUUUCUAGUGUUAUAUCAGGAAGGGUACACUUAUAUCUAUAGGUUUUGUUUUUUUUUUUUUGAAACUCAGUUACACUUUUCUAAUACAAAAUCCUCUGAGAAGACAGGUUGUGUAUUUCAGUGUUAUGAAACUUAUACAUAUGUACCUUUUUUUUCCUUUUUAGUAUCAGCUAAACUUAGUGUAUUUCUCAUUUUUUUAGGGGGAGGGUGACUGGAUCUGUCAUUAUUCUCUAAUGCCUUACAAAUAGUUGAUCAUACUUGGUAGUUUUUAUCUGGAUGGUUCCUGGUGUUCCUGAUAAUUCAGGUAGUCGUGUACUCUAUAAUGAAAAUAAUAAUUUUGAAGUCAAAACGAAAGUCACGUGCUGUCCUUGACUCAGAUUUCAGUUAUAUGAAGUUUGUGUUGCUCACAAAUAAAGCUGAAACCUUCAAUAAAAUGGAAGGCAGAGCCCAAAACAAAAAAGCUUAUCAGAUCUCUGCUGAGCCCAGUGGCUGGAGACAGAUGUACUUCUGACAUCACCUCCUACAGCCUUGCAUCCUGCUGGUUCCUGGGAAUGUAAAGAAUUUGUGAGUCCUCUCAUUUAGGCGACUUAAACUGUUGCAGAUUGCUGCUUCUCCUUUCAGAUACACUACCUAUUUUUGUUUCUCUGCUUUUUAUUUGCUUCUGUGUGAUUUUACCUUUGAUCAUUUCCCAAUUGCACAAAUGUUAUAGUCGGCUGUUGUGGGUUUUUUUUGUUUUUUUUUUUUGUUUGUUUAUUUUCUGUUGUUGGUUUUUUGUUGUGUUUUUUUUUUUCCUUUGUGUGUGUGUGUGAGUUUUGUUUUGUUUAAUUUUGACUAUCUCAGUGUUUCCUGAAACUUGUAAAGAUCACCUCUCUUUACUCUGUGAGCAAAUAACUUCUAAUUGGAAUGGAUAUUUAACAGGAUAUUAAAGAUGCAGACGUAACAGUGGAAUCCCCAUUGACCCAAAUCUGAUAAUUUUGUGCUUUUAAAGAAGUUUUUAUUUCUCUUGUUCAGUCAGAACAAGCUGAGCACCCUAAGUGGUAGUGUGCUGCAUCAGUUUUCUGAUGAGAAAUGCCUUCUGAGGGUUACUCUGUUUAACACAUUUUACCUCACCAGAUAAACAUGAAUAGAUCAAUUACAGAGACCAAGCCGGUACUGGCAACUUUUUAAACCAUGUUAUUUCAAAUGCUCGUUGAUGGGGGCAUUUGCAUGUUGAGUUAGGAACUUGAAAAGUUGUAAGCUCCUCUUGAGUGUGGUGAAGAUGCUUUUGAACAUGGGUGUUCUGUUGAAUGAUUUCUGGUCUCUGAGACUGUACCAUAAAUAGCUCAUAAGCUCUGUUGUACACUGGGUUCAAUCUAAAGUAUUCCGGCAACAAGGUUGUUGGAAAAAGCCAAAGACCAAAGAAUCUUUCUGUUUUUUCCACCUUAGUGCCAGUCAUGGCUUCACUUGCUUUAACUUUCUGUGGUCCAGUUCUUUGGGGCAGUUUCUGAGUGAAAGGCAAGGCUGCUUGCUGCACAGAGCUGCUCACCUGAGGGUGAGGUUAGUGACUUUAGAGAUGCAGGACUGGACUGUGAUUGUGCUGUAGACACAAGGUUGUCCUCUGUGGGAAGUUCUUGAUCUACCUACCAUCUUUCCCUUCAGACCAUUUGGAAAGAGACCUGCCCAUCUGCUGAAACGAUGAGCACAGGGACCUGACUUUGAGAGAUGAUUUCGAGUUCUGGAUGGCAGGUGAAGGUAAAGCACUCGCCUACAGCACAGGGUCCAGGCUAAGGUAGGAUUUAAGAUCAGUGUCUACACUUGAUUAGGCCUGGGUUGUUUCCAGCUUUGGCUAGGCACUCUGGAUUGUCCUUCUGAGACCUACCUCUUCCCACUGCCUAGGUUAGGAGCCCAUCUAUCUACUGCAGGGCUCUGGCUUCUGCUUUGGGGGCCAGUCUGCUAUUGUCUAGGAGCUUCUAUCAGAGCCUUUUAUUUUAUCUGGUGUUCGGAUCAGCGUCAACAAGGUGGGAUUUCAAGGAGCUGCAGCAUCCAGAGACAGUAGCUGUUCUGGGGCAAAAUAUUUCCUCAGCCUUUUCAUCAGAUUUAUGUUUCUUUAUUUUUAACUGCUGAACAUGGCCAGUAAUACUCUGUGCUGUGUCCAGCUCAAACUUGACAUCUGCCGAACACUGUCUGAAUGAUCUUGUGUAAAUCCUUGUCCAUUGCUGCCUCCACUGCAUCAGUCUUCUUGUUUUCUUUUUUAAAAUUUCAUCAGUACAGAUUAUGACUUGUAGGUGGCAACUGAGGGUGGAAACACUUAGAACAGAACUGUGACCUGCCUUUCUGUUUGAACCUGGUCUACAUGUGGAUGUUACAAAAGGAAAAAUGACUAGCUAGGUGUAAUUGUGUGAAAUUUAACUUAAUUUUAUUUUUUUAGGUACUGGGCAGUUCAGGGGAGAGCAUUUGGUAAAAUCAGGGAUGUGUUUCAAAUUUCUGCCAAAUGUCACUUUUUAGCUUGACAUUUAGAGUCCAACAUGCAGAAGUUGUGAGGCUUUUGGGAAGUGGUAUGAUAUAAAAAAUGAAGUUUUAGAAAUAAAAACAUGUAGCUUUUAUCUAAAGCAUAGGUAUUAAGUACCUUGGUGGGCAGUGAUACUUGGGCAAGAAUUUUGAUGCUAGCACUAGAGGUUAAGUAGUGUAGUGGGAAAGAGAAAUGUGUGCCUAGAUUUCAUGUCCAUCACGUUCUUUACAUCUAAUGAAAUCAGAGGUGGUGACAAAAACUUAUCAAAAGGCCUAGGGAAUAAAAACCAAAGGGACAAGGUAGCCCAGGCAAAAGGCAUGAUGCCUGAAUACCUAAACAGAUAAUAUUAACAAGGUCUAUUUAACAGUCAUUUUGUCAAAUGAACCUUUUUACAAUUCCUUUUUUUUUUUAAUCUGAAUUUUGGUUGCUGCCUGCUUGCUGAGGUGUUUGUUUGGUGUGUGUUAUUUGAUUUUUUUUGUGUGUGUGUUGUUUUUUUUCCUGACAUUCUUCAGUGAUCAUGCUCUGUCAAAAUACGUCCAUCUAAUUAUCCAUAUUUGAAUUGGGAAAUAUUUGAUUCAGAAAAUGCUAUAGAUCUUCAAUCCCCUGAUUUAUUAUUUUAUACAGCAGUGUAUCAGAACUGAUAAAAAGUUUUGUCUCUCAGUCAAACGUUUCUUAAAGAGCACAGGACUUUCCUUGAGUGGCGGUUGUGUUGGUUAUGUGAUGAAAGAAAUGCUGCUGUCUUAUUAUUAAAGUUCAUAGUUGUUUUUGUUGCCUGCUCUAGUUGUCUCAAAUGUUCUUUUACACUUUCUGUCACCAGCCUGUAUUACUCUAAGACCCUUACAAGGAAGCUUCUCUUAUUUUAAAAAGCUGCUUACACAGUUACCAUUUAGAGUCACUUAAGUUUUCCACCACAUUUACUGAUAAAGGCAUUUGACUUGUAUGAUGCCUUGAAAAUCUAGCACUUUCCUUCUUUUCCAAGGCAGAGUCCUUUACUGUAUUUUUUGACACUGAAUGUUAAUCUCCUUCAAACUAGUUUUACUGAAAUGUUCAUUAUUAUCAUCUUUUUUCUCCCACUCUGAUAAACCCAUUUUCUGUUCCCACUUUGUCAGACUAGACUUCUUCCCUUCUUUUAGGCAGUGUUAUUUUCUGCUGGCGUAUUAGUCGAAGGGCAUUAGCUUUGACUUUGGGGCAUUCACAAAGUCUGUCUUUGGUCUAGUGGGAGUACUGACUGUGUUUCCUCCCUGGCUAAUGGAAAACAAUUGGGGUUUCUAGGGCAAUUCUGGGUUUCCAAGUUAGGCUUUUUUUUUCUCCUGAAUUGACCUCCAGAGAAAGCCACAGCUUUUGGAGAUGGUGCCAGCUGAAGUGUCCCUUCUGCUGCUGUUGCAGCGCUGCAAGUGGAGGGCAAAGGUUCCUUUCUGAUUCCUACAGCUGUAGCAAGGCUGGUGCUGAUGGCCACUGGUGGGGAACUAGGUGUCCAUACCCAUGGUAGCUGGAUGUGUCUGGAGGGGAGAAAUAAGAUGAAUGGUUGAGAAUUACACCUUUUUGUUAGGUUAUAGGGCCUGGGUGUUUAUACUGCCUUAAACUGUGUGCACUUGAUACAAAAUAUACCCUACAAGCAUUUCAGUACUUGUGUUGUGUUUCUGGUUUUAGUGACUGCUGGAUAUUAGAGAAUCCAAAUAGUUUAGCUGGGAUUUUCUCAGGGUGCCUCACAUAUAACUGGACUGCAAACAGUUAGUGGCUAGUGUCGUUGGCUUCAUAAUAUGGAAAUGACUUUUUAUCAUAGUUGUAAAAAAAUUGUCCUGUUUUGCCAUGUAGAAAACUUUAUUUCUAUCAUACCUGAAUCAAACAGACUUCUGAAGCUGGUAGGUGGCUAAAAUAUUAUGUGGUGCUCUUACCAACCAGUCACUGAAUUGAUUUUUAACUUAAGAAAUUUAGUUCUUGUAGUGUGUCUCCAUCUUUGUUCUUGUUCUGGAAAAAGCUGAGACUUCUGUGGAACCAAGGCUGCCUUGGAGACCGCAGAGGCCUCCUCCUUAUCCCUGUGUGUGGGGUUGCGCAACGUCUGCUUCCAGGCUGUUAUUAAAUCAAUAAUGAUUGUUUGCUGCUAUGGAUAUACAUGAUGCUUCACAAUGCAUAGGUUUGGAGACCUAAAGAAAAAAAUGGUGUCUCUGCUUUGAAAUGCAUUUUUUAGAAUAAAAAAGAUACUACAGAAGAGAUGAAGCCUUUGCUGUUUGCUGUUUUUCUUUCUCUUAAGUCAUUAUUUUCUCUUUCCCAUUAUAUUAGUGUAUUAGUCUAACUAAUCUCAUUCAGAAGGUUUACUUCAAAUGUAUAUACUUGUGUAUUUUAAAGACAAAUGCCAAACUCAUAUUUGUAAGAAUGUAAUAUUUCUGUUAUUUGUAUCUCUUGUAAUUACUGUAGAAAUUACUGUUAAAACUUGAACGAUAGAUUAACAUCAUUGCAUUUCUCUUUUUUUAAUGUGAGUGGAUUUACUAUUUGCAGUUCUUGACCUUGCUAUUAAUCUACAGAUUUUUUUUUUCCAUAUUUCUACAUGUGUUUUCAUUUUCUAUGUUAAUUUUUCUGCAUAUAUUGAAAGGGGAUUGAGGGUGGCAGAAGUACACAAAGAUGUGCAGAGAAGCAUGGCCUUGUGAGGCAUAUAAUUAAAUUGUUUAUUUGAUGUUAAUAAUUUGCUUAAUACUAUACCUAAAGUCUAAGUUUGGAAGAAGAAUGUGGGGAAUUCUUUUAGACAGUGACACAAGAGUAGGAAAGAAUGUUAACAGACAGUGAUUAAUUACUUCAUUGCAAAAGGGGAGCUUUUUGUAUCUCAGUUUGAAAUGAGUUGCCAUAUGUUGAGAAGGCAGAGACUGGCAGAAGACUUUCCUGUCUUACUAAGCUGUCAGAUCAGGAAAUAACUAAAUUUACCAUGGGGAGUUUACCUAACUAACCACAACCUUUUACUAAUAUGUUCACUUUGUCCUCACAUACAAAUUUUGAAAUAAAAGUGCCAGUACUCAUGUGUCACUGAUGGGAAGUAAAAGGCAAUAUUUUGGUCAUAAUUGGUAGGAGGCGAGACUGACAUUCACAUGCGUUUUCCCCAAUUACAGAAUGAGCACAAAAUAUUUCAUAGAAAUUCGAUAAUUUCUUAAAAUUUCUGUCAUGCUUACCUGGCAUUUGGAAAUGCUUGGGCUUUUUGCUCUCAUAAUGCUUAGUCUUUAAAAGUGGUUUUCUUUAAAUAGAAAAUGAGUUAUUUGUUUAAAAUGGUAAAUAUUUUCUUUAGAUUUCAGUCCUCAGCUUUAGCAUAGCCCUGAGAAUCUAACAAGAUUCAAGGCCACAAAGAUCCUUAUGCUAUUUUUUAAAACCUACUGGCAUGCCAAAGGACGCAGACAGCAAUGUGCUCAGUGAUGAUUCUGCUGUGCUCAAUAUCUUGCAAAAACGUAAGAGGAUGACACAGAAUCUAUGGCUUGGCCUGGUGCUUUGUUCGAACAUAUUAUUCUCAUUGCUAAUUUAUAGACUUAUCCUUAAGUUCCACUUGAAGACACUUCAUUUUUAUUCUUUAAAUCACUUGGGGCUUUUUGUAUUUCUUCUUCAUUUUUAACACCUCCUGCAUUAUGGUUCAGAUGUCUGUUUAUUGUAGAAUUCAUCUCACCAUACGUAGAAAAAGCAAGAUUGGCAAGCCUGUUUCUGUUAGGUGUCUAGGGAUUGCCCAAAGCCUUUUUUGCCGUAACACUGUCUGCAAGGCACACAUUAAGUGCUUUCUUCAGUAAUCUAACACCUCCAUGGAAGUAGCCGCUGUCCAGGUUAUGGUCUCAAGUUUCAGAGAUGCACCAGCUUUCUGUGUUCUUAGGAGUAUGACCUUGCAUUUGCAUUACAGCUUACCUUCACUGUGUGUUAUUUGUGUAUGCAGCUGGAAAUGUGGGGAAGCACUAGGCCUGAUUGGAGAUAAGUAUGCUUAUAUAUCUGAGUAUCUGAGUCUUACAGCACUCCUUUAGAACUGAUUCUACUGUAUGAGCCUUAAGAGUAAAAAAACAGUUCUAAACUGUGUCUUCUCUAAACCCUUGAAUGUUGUAAUUAUUUAAAAACUAGUCACCUACAUGUAUGCUUACUCACACUUAAUAUUGUGCUUUGCAGUUAAGUUGAACUGUACUUUCCUCUUACACAGGGAAAAGACUAUAAAAUUUUACUUUUUAUUUCUACAAACUCAAGGAGCUCUUGGGAAUUCCCCUGUUCACACCUUGCCCCUUUGCAAUCUGUUUCCAUCUUUCUGUUAAGUUAGAUUAUUAUUAUUUUCUUUUCUAAACUAGAGGACACCCAUACUGGCUGUUGUCAUUUUCUUCCUUCUGUGACCUUGACCACCCACAGUUACAUGGCUGGGGUGCCUUUGUUAGACGGUACAGGUUCUAGCCUGACUGCUUGACUGCAAAAGCAGGUUUAUCUGGAGACUGUGAAGGGAUGAGAGCUGCUGCGCUUGGCAUUUAGGCCCCAUUUUGCCUGAUGACUUGCUGUUGUCUGUCUCCUGACUGGGGGGGGGUGAGAGUUAAAAUGCCUGUUUGACAUUUCAUGCCUUCUGUUCAUAUCUGGUAUAUAACUUAUGUUUUGGGAUGCUGCCUUAUGAAGUGACUCCAUGGUGUACAACACCUUGGGCUAAGCCAAGGUUAUGUUCUGUAUUUAUAGAACCACUUUCUGGAGCAUUUCAAAACCUUCUCAGGGCUGCUUACAGGUCAGAUAACUCUAUUCUAAUGUUCUGGUUUAUUGAAAUGACUUUAGAAAUGUAAUGUCAUCUUAAAUUAAAGCAGGCAUUCAUCUCUUCCACAGGUCCUUCACCUCCUGGUUGAUCUUGGCAGAUCUUUCUACCCAUGUCUGAUAGUCUGUAACUAAUCUCGGGCAGACUAAACCAGGCCUUCCAAAGCUUCACCUCUUGUAUAAGUAGUCUAAUAUGUUCCCCUGUCUCUGUGUCAUGGAUGAUGGCAAUGGUAGGUGAAUAGCUACCAGUGCCUCUUAACUGUGCAAUGUCCUAGAAGUCCUAGCAGAGCAGCCUGACAAACUUGGGAGGAGAUGCAAAGAGCAUUUCUACCCUUAUGUCGUGAUAGGAGAUGUUGCCUUUUGCAUGAAUAGUUUUGGAACUGUUGAUCUGUUUCAGACAACUGACAAGUCAGGGUCAUUACAAAGCUGUCCAGCUCCCCCUGCACAUGUGCUUUUUGUCGACUUAAACCCUUUUUUAACCUCUUAUGUUUUGAAAUAAUGAUCAGCUUUGUCAGUCAAUAAGUAUUCCUGGUGUGUGGUGAAUCCCCAUAACAAGUUACACUCCUAUAAACAGGACUGUAGAGCUUCAGCCUUAAGAUAUUUUUUAUACAAAAACAUAUUCUGUAUUCCUGUCUAGUAUAAACUAGACUAGGGCUGUUUAACUGCUGAAGUCUAUAUGUGGCUUGACAGGACUGUCUGUGUAAUCCUCUUUCCCAAAGGCUUCUUCAAUCUAGACCAUGGAUUUGGAGACAGCAGCCCGUUACUGCCACUGUUUUCCCUGCAGCCUCUCUGUUGUCACUCUACAUAUUGUUCCACAGGAGACACUAUGCCUGCAUAUGUGUUGUCACAACUGGCAUAAAACACAACUUGUGUGGGUCCCUUCCUUGUCUAUGUGUGAGUUGUUGCUGGGGAUAACUGAGGCUGCUUAUAAACAGUGUGAAUUUUCUAAGCAAUAAUGACCCAUUCCUUGCAGUCAUCUCUUCUUUCCAGAGGGCAGAUGAGGAUUCAAACUGUGGUGUGAAUCUGCUUCUUGGCCUUUUGACUAAGAUCAAGUCUAGUGUAGUAUGUUCAGGAAGUCUGCCUCAAGGCAGCAUCCAGGAUUUGCACAAACUGUGUUGUGCUCAUGUGAGUUUGUGCUGCUAAGAUGUUCAGAGCCCACACAUGCAAAUGAAAGGUGAUGAUGUUGGGGUCUCACAAGAUGUACACGAGGUUGGGGCAGGAGGCAUAGUGUCAUGAUGUUUGGUACUGCUAUGCCAUUUCACGUCUUUGAGUGUGGAGCAGAGUUUUGAGAGGCUGGUGGUAUUGUCUGUUCUCCUCAGCUGGUCCAGGUUGUCAGGUGGCCAUGAACACCAGUUCUUGAGGAAAUGUUAGAAACUGGAGAAUCAAAUUAUGAUGGGAAUACUGGAACUCCAUUACUGUCCCUCUAGGCUAUCAAAUUGCUUACCCUAGAAAACCAUUUUUUGGGUGGGUGGGGGAAUUCAGAAACCACUCACACCCUGCAUUUGUGCUUUUUUUCUUUUUUUUUUCCCUCCUUUGGAGAAAAGGAGCAGAGUUACUAAGCAAGAAACUGACAUCCUCAUUGGGUGCUGGGAAGGGACAAAAACAAAUGCACAGCAGCUGUCCCUUGUGCUUGGCGUGUUCAGGUGAAAUGGACCAGAGUGACAUAAAACAAGGCAGAAGGUCUUCUCUGGUGUGGCUUGGGACUGCAAUAUAAUGUCAUGGUAUAGUGGAUCUUCCUCUUUUAUGGUAUAGUUUAUUGGUGUCUAUGCAGAAGACUGGGUCACAUGCAAAUGAAAAGGAGCAGUUAUGUUUCUCCACAACCAAAGGACAUGUGGAUUGCCUAGCUGUAGGUAAACUCAAUUUCUAGAGAAGAGGGUAGCAGGAAGAGAUAAUAAUGAACUAUGGAGUGAGAUGUCAACUGGUAAUAUCAUACAUCUGGUAAAAACAGGUGCAGGAGAUUCCUAAAUCAUCUGGGUGAUAACUUCUUGGUACAGGUACUAAGGGAACCAACCAGAAAAGGUGCCUUCCUAGAUUUGCUGCUCACUAACAGUGAGGGUCUUGCAGGCAAAGUGGUGAUUGGUGGCUGUCUCAGCCAGGUUCAAAAUCUAUGCUAACAGGAGGAAAACUGCCAGCAAGACCUCAGCUCUGGAUAUGAGGAGAGCAAAUUUCAGGUUGCUCAGAGAACUACUUAUUUAGGCUCCCUGGGAAAUAGCUGAGGGAAGUGCUGAGGUCCAUCAGUGCUGGUCACUUUUUAAGUACCACCUCCUUUGCUUUUAAGCACAGGAACAGGCAGUUCCAAAAUGUUCAAAGUCAAGCAGGUGAGGCAGAAAGCUGGCUUGGAUGGGUAGGGAUCUUCUUCUUGAACUACGUCAAAAAAAGUAUUAGCAUACGGUCAGUUGAAGCAAUUUAAAGUGUCAUAGGAGGACUAGAGAGAUGCAGCUCACCACUGUAGGGAGGAAGUUUGUGUGGCCAAAGAUCAAUUAGAGUUGAAGCUGGACAGUACUGUGAGAGAUAAUAAAAAGGGCUUUUUAAAAUAUAUUAAUGGCAAAAGGCAAACCAGAAAUAACAUUGGCCCACUACUUGGUGAGGAUGGUCACCACAUAAACAGGGACAUAGACAAAACAAAUGCUUUCUUUACCUUGGUCUUCAACACUGAAGAUGGGCUUUGGGACCCCCAUAGCCCUGGGCUAGAGAACCAUGGCUGUGAGAAUGAUAAACUCCCAAUCAAUCCCAAACUUGUGUGGGAUUUGCUGCUCCAGCUAGACCCCUGUAAGUUGAUGGGGCCUGAUGAGAUUCAUCCAAGGGUACUUAAAGCGAUGGCUAAUGUCAUAGCAAAACGUGUCUCUGAUUUUUCAAUGCUUCUGGAAUCUGGAAAGGUCCCAGUUGACUGGGAGCUGGCAAAUGUUGUCCCAAUCUUCAAGAAGAGUAACAAGGAGAAGGGUUUAGAGGGGAAGCCAUAUGAGGAGUGGCUAAAGUCACUGGGUUUGUUCAGACUGGAGGAGGCUGAGGGGAGAUCUCAUGACGGCCACAGCUUCCUCACAAGGGGAAAAGGAGGGGCAGGUGCUGAGCUCUUCUCUCUGGUGACCAGUGACAGAACCCAAGGGAAUGUCAGGAAGAUGUGUCAGGGGAGGUUUAGGUUGGACAUGAGGAAAAAAGGCUCCCCAGGGAGAUGUCACGGCCCCAAGCCUGACAGUGUUCAAGAAGAGACUGGACAAUGCCCUCAGACACAUGGUGUGGACUGUGGGGUUGUCCUGUGCAGGGAUAGGAGUUGGACUCAAUGAUCCUUGUGGGUCCCUUCCAACUCAGAACAUUCUGUGAUCAACUCUUGCAAUGUUAAAUUGACUUCAAAAUAAAAGAUGUGCUAGAAUUGAGUUAUGUUACUUUGAGGUUUUGAGUGUUAAGUAUGUAGCAUACUAGAACUCAAAACUAAAAAUGGAGUGAGGGUGUGAUAGCUCAGACAUGGUUGUGACAGGUGAGGUCUGUCUACAGACUAUUCAGGCCUCUGAAUGCAGAAAACCAGUUGAAGAGUGUUGAAUGGGUUGCUACAGGUAAAAUUCUGUAUACUUACUUAUUUAAAAAUAGCUAACAUGUUGAUAUUUUUCUAGAAAAAUGAAGUGUUUGUUUCAGAGCUAAAUGUUUACAUUCAUAGAAGGGGAGAAUCAUACUUGUAUACAUUAUGAAAAAUAGGGGAACAAUGUAGAUCUGGACUGCUAUUCCCAAUAGAUGUUUUGUUUUGUUUUUUUUUUUUUUUUUUUUGUGUUCCCUAGUACAUGCUAAAAAUAUGUUCAAUAUCUUAACAUCUGCAUUGUUAUGAAAAAUGGCAUGUCUUUGUUUUGGUUUCAGCUGUGUCUUUCUUGCAUUACAUUUUGUUCCAUGUGCUCUCUUCAGUUGGGAUGUGAAGUCAUUUUCUUUUGUCAGCUGCAGACCUAAUUGCCCUGAGUCCAGGACUGUACUGUGCAGUACUUGAAUAAGUUAUUUCUUUUGUUCUGCCUCAAAAAAACCCCAAUCUUUAUGGUGGGGAAUAUGGAGUUAUUUAAUUGUGAAAUAUCUUCUGUUUGGCAGAGAGGGGCAGUAAAUAGGGUAAAAAUAAAGGGAACUAAGCCUCUUUAAAUGUAGAAAAAUGGAAAUUGAAGAAAGACUGAGUAUGUGGGUGUAUUUUGCAUACUACUGUGUCUUAGCAUCUCUAAUCCUAAGUGCACCAGCAUGUCCCAUUGAUUUCAAGUGGAGGAUGGAAUGCACAUGAGGUAGACCCUCUCCUGGUUAUACAUGCCCUUAGAAGGCUCCUGAGCACUGUGCAGCAGGGGAAGAUGAGCGAGUGAAGGUUGGUUGCAGUUCUGAUUCACGUGUAAAACAGAAGAAGAAAACCAGCCAAGAAAUAGGACCGGACUUGCUGGAAACAUAAGAGAAGGAAACACCAAGGCAAUUUGGUAAUGACGACAACAUGGCAGUAGGUGAGGGACAGCCAUGGGGAAAGUCAUUAGCUGUUGGAUGCUGCUGGUUCCCAGCACACUAUGUGGAACACAAGAUUCCUGGGUUCUUCUUUCUCUCCUGCUCUGGGGCACUGCCAGAGCUGAUACCCACACACUGAUUUUUGGUUUCUUGAUUGACUCAAGCAACAAAGCUGAGUGUUAAUGUUCUAAUGCUUUCUCUCAGGUGUGCAGUUGUCAAUAGGUUGCCACAAAAAGGAAUCAAAGAGGAAUUUGACUGCCUGGGUUGUUGUUUUUUUGUUUUUUUUUUUUUUUUUUUUUUUUCCUAAAGUUGAAGAAACUCUACAUGUACAGAAUGCACUUUAAAAGGCAUGUUAAGGGGGCAAAGCCAGGCAUCCAAAUGAAAUGAAAUUGAGGUUGCGUGUGUUUCUUUAGUUCUGCAUUCUUGGAUGUAUGAGUUGGUGCAAAAUCUUCUAAUGAAUGGUAAGUAUUGUGAUUUUUUUUUUUUCCAGAAGAGACAUACCUGUGACAAAAUGAUAGUGUUUAUGGGAUGAGUUGGGAAUAUGUAGUAGAUGAGGUGAUCACAGAUAUUCAUGAGAUGGUUUGCUUGUACAAAGCUAUAGCAGACACUUGGCUGCCAUUGGCAGCCUCCUCAUCGCAGGGGCUCCUGCCAGAUGCUCAACCUGCAGCUCAACUCUUCUGGUCAACAGCACCUGUGGCAACAACAACUUCUGGGGCUUACCUAUGUUUAGUGCCCUCCCUUAGUAGAUCCCUAGAGGUGUAGGAGGUUUCCUUCUUUUGUGCACUUGCAGUGAGCCAGCAGUGUGACAGCAGGUCCUGGCUUCCUACAAGCUUCCCGUGUGCUUUAAAGGAGGUGCUGGCCUGUGUGGGCAGCCUUCAUUUAUCAUUUUGAAGUAGCCAGCAUCCUGCUAAUGGUGCAUGUGGUAUACUUUGGGAACAUAUCAUCUCUGAAUUUCUUCUUGUCACAAGAGCAGGAAAGUGUAAGUGAUAUAGGGCAUUGGACAAGGACAGAGGAGGAUCUCAUGGCUAAGACAUCAGAUGGUAUGAGAGUGUGCUGAAUUCUGGCACUGCUGCCUGUGCUACAGAGUUCCUGUGUGAAGCUGUCAUUUUGGGGCCAACUGCUCAAAUUCUAGUGCAUGUCUUGUUUUCUGGAUUUCUAAAUCAACUGCAGGAGAUGCGUGGUCACUCAAAGCCAAUUUUAGAUGACUUGAUGUGAGGAAUGCAAUAAAAGGCACAACCUCAAGUAAGGAAUGAUAGGCAGUGAGACUUAACUACUGAAUAUGUUAUGUGAUACUGGAAGAAUUGGACAGCCUGGGGCCUGGAAUGGUCUAGUUUCAGGCCAAACACAGGUUACUGAGAUUCCGCCCCCCCCCGCCCAAUCACUUGCCUCCCCCCCAAUUUUUAUAUUCCUCAGAGUGCGAUGUGCUUAAAUAGAAAUGAUUGAAACCAAAAAGGCAAUAGAUGUGUCACUUAAUCUAUAGCUCUUUUCUAUAUUAAGUUAGUUUUAAAUAGCAUUAAAGGCUCAGUUUAGCAAAGCACUUCAGUAAGGCAUCUAACUGCAUAUUUGAAUUGAGGCCAGGAUUGAUAAACUUGGAUACUGUGUCAUAAUACAUUCUAAUAGGAACACUGCAUCCACAAUGGUUAAUGUGUACAUCCCAAACAGGGCUGUAUCUUCCUUCUGCUGAGGUUCGGGGUUGGAAGUUUCAAAGCUGGUUUAUUUGUGGGUUUGGUUCACAUGUUUCUAGUAAGAAUGGGAUACAAAGGAAUUUUUUUUUGACAUAAUAGAUUUAUAAGCAACGAAUAAUGACUGAUUUUCCUAAAUACCUGCUGUCCAUCGCAGAGGUCACUCUCAUUUUGAUUCCUUUAGCACUACUUUAUUUUUUGCAGUGAUUAUUGAAUCAUUUGCUGCCCCUGUACAAGAUUUAUUAAUAGUUACAGCAGAUUUUCUGAAAGAGCGUUCUGAGUCUUCAGCAAACUGGAAAGGAAAAAAACAUUGUUUAAGUAAAGUAGCAUUAAACCAAUACUGAUUCUCAGUUUAUGGGGCAGCAUUUAAAUUGUGCCUGAAAGCUCACUGUGAUGAGGCCUUUACAAUUACAACUAAAAGAGUAUUUGCUAGUUUUAAAAAAUGCAAAAAGAUGAAAGCUAAGACUUUCAUAGCUUCCAAAAGAUAGACCUCUGGGCAGUUGUCCUCUUGAAAGAAGAGAUAAAUAUUAAAGGCCUCUAAAAGACAUUAAUGAAGAACAAGACAGGGAAAAUCCAUGCAAGGGAUAAAGAGUGUAACUAAGGACAUAUCUAUAAAAAAGGCACAAGAUGUAUCUAAAAUAUUAACAACAUUUUUGAAGUCUUACUAAAGUCAUGUCAAACUGAACUAUCAUAAACAGAAACCAAAUUAGAAGAAACAUUGUUUUCACCUGACUUUCCAGUGGAAAAAUGCUGACUUAUUUUUUUCAAUUCCUGCAAAAUUUUCAGAGUUAUUUCUUGUGGCUGGGUGAAGAGCACCUUGGCCAGAAGUUAUUAUUUAAAAAUACUGUAAAUCCUUCAUAAAGGUAUAGGAAGUAAGUGUAUUUCCCUUAGCUUUGUGGAUUGAGUUAUCAUUUCAAAAUUUAAAAUUGGUGUCAGUGACUCUAUUCUCUUUAAGUCUCUCUGUAAAUCAAAUGAAGAGUGAACAAAAUGCCACACGUUUCUUAAUGAGGAUCACAGAAUCACAGAAUCGACUGGGUUGGAAAAGACCUCAGAGAUCAUCGAGUCCAACCCUUGGUCCAACUCUAGUCCGUUUACUAGAUCAGGGCACUAAGUGCCAUGUCCAAUCUCAGUUUAAAAACCUCCAGGGACGGCGAGUCCACCACCUCCCUGGGCAGGCCAUUCCAACGCCUGACCACUCUCUCUGUAAAGAAUUUCUUUCUAAUAUCCAGCCUAAAUUUCCCCUGGUAGAGUUUAAGCCCAUGCCCCCUUGUCCUAUUGCUAACUGCCUGGGAAAAGGGACCAAUCCCCACCUGUCUAUAACUUCCCUUCAGGUAGUUAUAGAGAGUGAUGAGGUCACCUCUAAGCCUUCUCUUCUCUAGACUAAACAACCCCAGCUCCCUCAGCCUCUCCCCAUAGGUCUUUUGUUCAAGUCCCUUCACCAGUCGUGUUGCCCUUCUCUGGACCUGCUCCAGCACUUCAAUGGUGACUUCUAGAAAAUAGUGUCUUUAGGAUAUGAGAAAAUGUAAUCGAACUGUGUUCAUUCAAAAAAAUAGCUUUUUAUAGCAAGGAAGAGUAUGUUUGAUUAUUUUAGAAUAAAAUGUGGUUGCAUUUGUUGUUAGUAGGCCGAUUAAGUUGAUACACUCAGAAAAUCCUUGAUGUGAUAAAAUGGCAUUUCCCACUGUUUCCUCUUAAAACUAAACAUAGUAAUGUUUGCUUUUGUGAUGCAUUUGAUGAACAUAUUAAAAAAAAAAGAUAUUAUUUGAAUUAGAAAUUAAUAAAUCUUUUACAUUAUUUGAUUAUGGAAAAAAAGGAAGUUGUCUCUUUUUUCACUUACAGUUUGGUUUUGCAGUGGUUAUUGGAUCGUUCAAGGAUUCUGUCUGGAAAUCCUCCCACAAAUAAAGCAUAACAGCCAAUAAAGUAAAGUAGUAUUUUACUGUACAGUGGUAGGGCACUUUUCUACUCUGCUAGUUAUAACAGUCUUAAUUUUGAGGCUCUCUGGGGAUGAAAUUACAGUUUCUUUUGUGUACUCCUGUUAAUCUUUUAGUGAUCAUAGCUAAAUAAUGGGAAACACUAAUUUCAAAUGUUUAUCUUUUUUUAAAGCAACCUAAGUAAAUUUUAUGAAGAUUACUUGUAAAUUUAUGUCUCUGCUAGCAAAGUACCAAAACAGCACAGUGUAACUUUCUUUUGUCUUUUUUGUAGAUGUUAUCAUAAAAGUAAUUAUAUAACUUUUUCCUUUUGUUUUCCAAAUCUAGACUUUUGUUUUAUUUUCUGUAUACAUACAGACCUAACUCCUUUUUUAAGAAAAUAAAACAAAAACCAAGCAAACAAAACCAGGCAACAGUGAUACAAAGAUUUAUUUUAUUAUUUUAUUAUUUUAUUUUUUCAUCAGGAAUGUGAUCCUGUAUUGCCAUAUUGGUCCAUCUGGCUAGAGUAUAUUCCUCUAGUGUGUUGCCCCAACUGGCUCAUAGUUCUGGAGGAAUCACAUAUGCAUGGAUAGGUGAUGCAUCCAUAAAUUAGAGUAUGCUUCAACCCCACAACAUUUAAAACAGUGUGGAAGAGUAAUCUCUUGUCUUCCCUCUCCUUCCUGGAGUAAUCAACCUAUAAAAAUUAUUUUUUACCAUUGUUUUCUUUUGUAGCAUUUCUGACUCAAAAAAUAAAAAACAACUAGGGAGCUGAUAUUUGCUUAGUGAGUAAACUUUCAUUUUUAUUUUCCCCAGCUCUUGAAAAUGUAUUAGGAUAUUUGCAUAUUUGUUUGAUACAUAUAUCUGAUAUGUUUUUUAUAUAUGUGUGUGUGUUUAUGUAUAUAUUAAAAAAAAAAAUGGAGUGUGUGUAUACAUGUAUGAUACCUAUCCAAUUUCCUCUGGUUGUUUCUAUUAUCAUGACUGAGACAAAAUGGUUUUUCUUCAAUGGUAAUAUCUCUCUGUAGGUGAUUUGUAAAUGUAGCUGUCCUGUGUAUCUAAUUCCUCUUCUGGAACUACUCCUAGAGAGAACAUAUUAAGGGACUAUCAGUGAACAAAUAAAGAGUGGGGAUAAAAGUUUGACACGGAAGUCAUUAGCAAAAGCCCUAUUGACUCUAUUGGGGUGAGAAUGUGUGGGGAGAGGAUGCACAGUAAUAUAUGGUCAUAUUAAAUCACUGUUGCCCCCAAAUGUCCUUUGUGCUGCUUCACCAUGAUUCACUGACUGUACCCUACUAUUCAGCUUAUGAAAAAUAAUUCAAUUAGUAGCAAAAUUCACAUAAAUCUCAAAGUAUACUAAUGCUUUUGCUGUGAUUAUUAUUCAGCAAGUUAAAACACUAUUAAAUGUUCAACACAAUCAACCUCUGUUAGUUUUAAGUGUUUAUUUUUUAGGAUCUUGUUCCGUCAUGUGCUAUUACUUUUUUGGAAAAGAAAAAACAUUGCAGUUAUAGAUUCUACAGUAAAGUAGCAAUUGAGAAAAGUAUUGAUAGUCAGCUCAGACUUGAGAAACUUAAUGGCAUUACAUGAUGAAGAGUAGUGAAGUAUUGUAAGGAAUCUGGGGCUGUUUGACUUGGACUUGCUGUACUUCUGGUACAAGUAACUCCUUCUACAAAUAACUAUGCAUGUAAAUCAUGCUACUGUUGCUGCUUACGUGUGUAGCAUUAACAAGUUACACACAGAAUCAUAGAAUUGUUUUGGUUGGAAGAGACCCUCAAGAUCAUUGACUCCAACCAUAACCCACCUGUAGCAUUAAGCCAUGUCCCUAAGAACCUCAUCUACACAUCUUUUAAACCACUUCAGGGAUAGUGACUCCACAACUUCGCUAGGCAGCCUGUUCCAGUGCCUGACAACUCUUUCUGUGAAGAAUUUUUUCCUAAUAUCCAAUCUAAACCUGACUAAGAUCAGGUCUCUGUAGCAUAGUCAUCGAAUCCUUUGGUGUGUACUUUGACUUCUAUGAGCUGUGGCAGUGCUUAAUGUCAAAAUUGAAGCAUACAACUUGGGUCUUACAGAAUCGGUGCUGUGUUUCUAAACCUAAAGUUUAACUGGUCGAGCACAGAAGAUAUAGCUGGUGUGCUUCUACAUGACCUCUGUUAAAAAUGGUUUGAAGUGUGACCCCAAGGUUUUGUUGUGAGUUCAGUAAAUAGUAGAGAUGUUACGAAGCUGCUGGUUGCUUUUUAACUAAGGAGAGAUUGAUGCAUUGCUCUGUAGAAAAUUAUAAAACUAGAAGAUAGCAUCUAGAAUAUCAAUGUCUAGUAUUUAUGAUACUAGAAUAUCACACACAGUGGUGUUAUGAUUUUAAAUAUUCAGUUUAUUCAGAAGAUAGGUAUUGUUUGGAAAAUGUAAAGCUGUGUACUCAGUAGUUUACAGACACACUAGUUUUGCCAAGAGUUGCCAAGAAGUUGAUAGUUUGGACCAAGGUUUGUUGCAGUUGCUAUGUGCAAAAGCCUAGAACAAGCCAGCGGGAAAUAAUACCAGGGUGGGAAAGUAUUGCUAUGGUUACAGAGUAUUUUCUUUAAAGGAGAAGUGGAUAACACAGCAAGAAUCAUUGAAACUUACGUGAUAUUGUAUUAUACAAAAAGCAGAAAGACUGAAAGAUAAUAACUGUCUUGUGCUCUUAAUGGCAUUUUGUUACUUUCCAGCAAAGAGGGAUUUAAUUAAAGUAGGAAUAAUUUGUGAAAGCUUUGUUAGAAAAGUAUACUUAGCUUUUAUUUUUUGAAGUGGAAUGCCAGCACAAUAUCUUUCAUAUUUUGGCUCUGUCUCUUUGUUUUUAAAACAAAAAGAUUUUUUUUUCUCAAGUGGAUUAAGAGUUCUUCUAAAAAUCAAGUGUAAUUACACACAAAUAAUUCAAUACAUAUAAACUUUUAAGUCAAUUUUUCAGUACAUUAAAAACUGUAAAAUAGCUGCAUUUUUCAAAAAUACAUGUAGUUACAAAAUACAAUUAAGAUUGUAAUAAAUAAAAGCUUGCUUUAAGUGAUGCUGUAAAUCUGAACUGUAAAAUUCAUCUGAGAAACAUACUUUUUUACUUGCAGACAUCCUCUAGGAUUCAGUUGUAAACACCUCUGGCUUGAUCCUGCAAAUUGGGAAGUAAAUACAGUACGGAAGUACAGCUCAGAGAUUGCAUUUUGAUAUUUGGGAAGAUCCUUUCUUCCUCCUCGCCAUGUUUAUCAAGAGGCAUGGUGUGAAGCAUCCAUAUGGCGUGGGCUGGACUAUACUCAGCUCACCCUGCCCCACCAGCUGUUUGGAAAUGCUCUGCUGGGAAUGGUGGGGCUGGAAACCAAGGAACCCUGUGGGAGGGACAGGACAAAUUUCUGCUCUAGGACCAGGAAAAGCAAAACCAUUAAGUGGCCUUUUUUUUUUUUUUUUUUUUCCAUGGCUAAUGUGCUAGGUUUGUCUGUUGCUCUUUAAUAGCCAUGCCUCUGAAAGCAGUAUUGCUUGGCUACACUUUGAGGCCCAUUGCUGUAGUUCACUUGAGUCUGGUUGAUGGAACCAGACAUACAAGACAAAACUCCUGAGCUGCAUAACUGUCUGGAAGGUCUACACCUGACCCUAGUUAAUGUGCCAGUUUCAUUUUUCGUCAGUGCCAGGGAGCAUGGAGCAGAAUUCAUCGUGCUGGGGAGGGUACAGGAUGGCAAGAAGUGAGGACAGACAACAUCUCUGCUCACAGGACCUUGCUCCCCUUUGGAGCACAAAUCCACAACACCACAUAAAUUGUUUGUCACAUCUCUGGCUUGGGCAUGUUCUGCUGAAGGUAAGAAAGGGGAGGAUUUAAGUGAUCAGGUGAAAUACGUUCAACUAUUUAUGACUGUUUUCCAUAGUUUUAUUGCUGUUUUGCUGGUACUGUAAGGUAAGCAUUUUUAGUUUGGAGACGAGGCACUGCCUUUUACUUUACUCUUGACAAGUAUACACAGACAUGAAAAAAAAUUGCUGUAUCUAGUAGUGCAGACCCUGGCCAUUUCAACUGAGAUCAAAGAACCUCUUUAGAUAAUCUGAUAGCUUUGCCAGAUAAAUCCUGACUUCUGUGCAAUGGACACUAAGAUGCACUGUGAAGUACAAAUUGGGGAAAGAAUGGUCCUGAUAGGGACCAAAGUAUACAGGGGAUGGAGUUCAUCUGUGUAAGAACACUGAGACAAGAGCCUUGAUGAGAGAAGACCUGAGACUGGGGAGGAGCAAGGGAACUGAGAUCAACUGAGAAAAUGUAGAUUGGCCACUUGGGCAGAAAAAUAGGAUGUUUAAGGAAGAAGUCUGAAGAGGGAGACGGGAACUGGGAUGUAGAAACCUGAUGGACUCGAAACGGGGCUGAAAUGAAGAACUGGAGACAAUGGAAAAGCAUAACAGUGAUGAGAGCAAGUGGCUUGGAAGCUUAAGAGUGAAUGAAGAACAAUUCUUGUAAGGAAAAAAAGCGUCUAAAAGUAGAAGAUAUCAAGGCUGAGGAAAUGGGUCAAAAAUUGUGUGUGCCUCAGGUAGACCCAAAGAUUUCUGAGCAUGGCCUACCAUCUCUUCUUAUUUGUAAGAUGUUAUUUGUAGUUGACACACUGUCAAAAUAAGGGCUUACAUGGAAGAGAGCAUCUUACUGCUUUGGUUACUUCCUCCAUUAGCUAAAUUGUAGAAGUCUAUAGUGUGGAUCCAACCAUUCCACACUGUGGUCAGGCCACUUUCCUAUGAAAGUGUUUGUUCUUCAUUUUUUUCCCCUAGGACCUUAAAAAUAUACUGAAUAAAAAUAACCUUGUGCUAAAAAAUACCUAAAGUCAGUAUUAGUGUUGGCAAUGCUGUCUUAGCUCACUGUAAUUCUGAUUGUUUAGUCAUGACAGAGGAUCUAAUUACACAUUCAUAUAAUGCUUAUGCCAAGAGGCGGCUUCUUCCACUUACUACUUCAGGUGAGUUUGCAUGGGGAUGCAUCAAAUUUGACCCUGGAAGAUGUGUGAUGAACAAGAGAAGUUUGCAAAGAAUUACUUAAGGAACUGGGUCCUGCCCUGGGACUCUCUUUGUGUCUCUGUCAUAGAGGUCUGAGAGAUGUCUUUCACCUCUGAAAAGCUGGUUUUCCUACUCAGUUAUGCCAUUUUCAGAGCAUCUGCCUAUGUGUGAUUGUUGGCAGUGCUGAGCAGUCUUUUCUUUCAGCGAGGUCAGUGGAAGCUGUAUUUUGAAGGUCUUUGACUCCUGGCUUGAGACAACUUAGGUGUGAUUGACCUGUAGCCAAGAGCCAUUGGAAUGUCUUGCUUUGGUGAUGGCUGAGGUGGUUUUGAAGCAGUUGCUGAACCAUUGCAGUUUACAGCUCAGCUUAUAGUCUACUGGGUACCAUUUCUCUUUUCUUUUUUGCUGUAGCUUAAAUUGGAUUACCACAGUCAGUGGUACUUCAAGCUUUAUUCUUUUUACUCCUUGGUUCCUCAGGGGUGAAAUGAAGAUAAUUCUUGUUCCUUUUUUCAUAGGGAGAUGGUGCUUAUAAAUAUUAUGGAAGUAAUUUUCACAGUGUACAUACAGUGGUGAUAAGCCCAUAAAGAAAUUUGUGUACUUCUUUUGAAAGCUGGAAUUGAAUAGGAUGCAGCAGGAAAGUCUAUAGCUAGGGAGUGAAUGGCAGAGUAAAUUGAAAAUACAGUUUUGCUCAUUGACCAAACAGCUAGUGAUCUUGUGCACUGCAUGAGAUGAACCUGUACAAGAAAAAUAACCCUAGGUUUUGAACAAUAGCUGGAGACUAUCAUCACAGAAUCAUAGAAUGGUUUGGGUUGGAAGAGACUUUACAAAUCACCUAGUUCCAGCCACCCUGCCAUAGGCAGGGGCACCUUCCACUAGAUCAGGUUGUUCAAAGCCCCAUCCAAUCUGGCCUUGAACACUUUCAGGGAUGGGGCAUCCACACCUUCUCUGGGCACCCUGUUCCAGUGCCUCACUACCCUCCUGGUGCAGAAUUUAUUCCUUACAUAUAAUCUAAAUCUACCCUCUUUCUAUUUAAAGCCAUUACCUCUUGUCCUAUCACUACAUGCUCUUGUAAAAGAGCCCUCUCCAGCUUUCUUGUCGGUCCCAUUUAGGUACUGGAAAGCUGCUGUAAGGUCUCUUCUCCAAGCCGAACAACUCCAGCUAUCUCAGCCUGUCUUCUUAGGAGACGUGCUGCAGUCCUCUCAUCAUCGUCAUGGCCCUCCUCUGGACUUGCUCCAACAGGUCCCUGUCAUUCUUAUGUUUGGGGCCCCAGAGCUGAACGCAGUACUUCAGGUGGGGUCUCACGAGAGUGGAAUAGAGGGGGAGAAUCACCUCUCUCAACCUGCUGGUCAUGUUUCUUUUGAUGCGGCGCAGGAUAUAGCUGGCUUUUUGGGCUGCAAGCGCACGUUGCCAGCUUGUGUUGAGCUUCCAUCAACCAGCACCUCCAAGUCUUUCUCCAUAGGGCUGCUCUCAAUCUGUUCUCUGCCCAGCCUGUACUGGAGCUUGAGAUUGUCCUGACCCAUGUGCAGGAUCUUGCACUUGGCCUUGUUGAACUUUGUGAGGUUCACACAGGCUCACCUCUCAAGCCUGUCAUGUCAAGGUCUCUCUGGAUGGCAUCCCUUCCCUCUAGUGUGUUGGCUGCACCACACAACUUGAUGUUGUUGGUAAACUUGCUGAGGGUGCGCUCAAUCCCACUGUCCAUAUUGCCAACAAAGAUAUUAAACAGCUUCAGUCCCAAUACUGUCCUGUGAGGAACAUGACUUAUCACUGGUCUCUACUUAGACAUUGAGCCAUUGACUGCAACUCUUUGAGUGUGACCAUCCAGCCAGUUUCUUAUCUGGUGAGUGCUGCAUCUGUCAAAUCCACAUCUCUCCAAUUUAGAGAGAAGGAUGCAAUGUGCAACAGUGUCAAAUGCUUUGCACAAGUCCAGGUAGGUGGCAUCAGAUACUCUUAAGGCAUUAUUUGCCCUUAGUGUCCUUAUUUUCCGUGUGCCUUACUGCAGUUUGCAGGAGGAUCUGCUCCAUGAUCUUGCCGAGCAGAGGUGAGACUGACUGGCCUGUAGGUGCCCAGGUCUUCCUUUUUUCCCUUUUUAAAAAUUGGAGUUAUGUUUCCCCCUUUCCAGUCAGUGGGAACUUCACCAGACUGCCACAGCUUCUCAAAUAUUAUGGCUAGUGGCUUAGCAACCUCAUCUGACAGCUCCCUCUGGACCUGCAGAUGCAUGUCAUCAGGUCCCAUGGACUUGGUGUGUGCACACAUAAAGGAAGAUAGACUUUAGGCUGCACACGUGUCCUUCAGUCUGAUUCCAUCUGUGUUUUGAGGGCUCAACUUCACACUAAGAUAGCGUUUUCGUGCAUCGUAAAUUUUUAGAAAUACAAGUAUUUUACAGACCUGUAUGCCUUUAAACAUUGUUAAUAUUUCCAUAAAAAAGAUUAAGUAACUUGGAAUACUAAUUCAGUGAUAAAGUUUACCUGAUACAGCUUACUAAAAAGAGUUCUUAAAAGCUGGUCAGUGGGCCAGUCCACAUGCUCCUGCAUCUGGCUACCAACCAAAAGGACAUAUUUAGAAAGUAAUUGAGAUAAUCUCUGUAGAAAUCAUGGGUUUCACUCCUGUUGUUAGGUGCAAUGAAAGCCUAGAAUAAGCAAACCUUACAUUUGGUAGGACUGAAAACUCAUCUUACUUCUCUCUGUCCUGUUCUUCCACUAUACCCUUGCUUGGAAGCUAGCUUUUAUUCUGUUUGCCAAGGUCCCCCCCCUUUCUUUUGUUUUCCUGUGAUCCUCAAAUUUAACAGGACUUAAUUUAACUAGUGACAUGCUAUUGAAAAAGUUAGGCUUCUAGCCAUAAAACCUGUGAAUAAGGUAUUAGAAUUUUAAUUAAUACUUCACUUUAAUAGAGGAUAAGUUUUUGAAAUAACCUGUUGAAACUUUCUGCAGGGAAAAAACAUUAAUGGCAGUUUCUCAAAGACCAGAGAACUUCAAAUCUCAUAUUUUUCUAGAAAAUACAACAUUUUUUUAUAUUAUGUAACAUCCUUAACUGCUUAUUAAUUAUAGCAUUGAAUAGCUGUAACACAGCUUGGUCUACCAAGUCGAGAGACUAGGGUGCUUGAUUGCUGGUCUUCAGUCUGUGUUUAUGCUGGUAGAUUUUUGAUGUCCUGAAUAAUCCUGGUGAGAUAACACUGAACAAGAACAGUAGAUAGGGAACCCUUUAAAUCCUCUACCUUCUACUGGGAAUCAGUGAAGGACUUUUCAUUUGGGGUAUAAUCAUUGCUUGACAUUUCGUAAUAAGAUACUAGUGUGCUGAAAAUUAUGGAGCAAAUGUUUCUACAGACAAAUACAUGGCAAAUAUUCUUCCUGGUUUUGUAUACAUAGAACAAAUUCACUUGCGUAGGAACAGCCCAGGUAGGAGACAGAUAUUUUUGUCUUCCCAUUUGUGUGCGUACAUGCAGCAAAAUGAGGUUCUUCACAGGCAUGUGAAGGGAAGGAUUACUGCAGUAAGGAGGAAAUUGAUUGCAAAUUAGAGUCAACAAAUUCUUCCCUAUUGGUCCUGAUUUCUAUGUUCUCCAGACUGUUUUGUUGUUGAUUAACAGCACCGAGGACUGAGUGCUGCUUUACACACGUUUUACUCGACUUCUUGAACCAUGUGCAUGAACAGAAGUCACGUUAUCAUUUGGGUGGGUUUUGGUUGCUUGCACGUCAUUGACUAGUGCUCCUGGAGGUACUGCAUCAUGUCCCAGGCCUUUGCACGGGGCCUAUAGGUCUGGUGCAGAUCUUGAGCCCUUUGGAGGACUGGCUGCAGGAGGUUGAAGGAGACACAGCACCAGAGGCCUGGACUGAAGGAACUGAAUCGCACACAUAAUAUCUGAAGAGAAUUCAUUGUUACCUUUUUUUAACCAGUGAAGUUGUUUUGUAGCUACCUAGCCCAUUUGGCAGUAGAUUGUCUGAUAACAAGACCCGAAAGAAAACAUUUCCUAGUCUCCUUAGCUUCCCAUGCCAGUUUGACAUUUCAGAGACUGCAAUGGAAUACUACUAUUUCAUCAAACUCAAAGAGACUGCUCUAGCUGGUUCUGUUCUGUUUAAAAGUACCAUAAGAAUAUCCUACAAACAAAUACCUGAACAACUUUGCUACUUUUAAUUAUAUAAAUGUUUGACAUAUUUUUUCCUUAAGUUCUCAAUUCUAAGCCUGAAAAACUGUGGAAGUAAGAGUCAGACAAUGUCAAGGUGACAAAAAUGAACUGUCAAAAAUUUUACCUCUUCUGCUCCAGGGAAUAACUUUAGUAUUUGAUAGAGAGAGGGGAGAGAGUAAUGAGCCUGAGGGAUUCCUUGUCAACGAGGGAAGGAAAGUAAAACCUCUUUCAUACAAGUCCAGCCUGUAGCUAAAAGUAGAAAUAAUGGUGUUAAUGAAAGCAGUGUGCAGCUUUGUCAAAGCAGGCAACUUUUUAUAACUUCUUGAAAGACCUGGGCAACUAAAGGACCUGCGUGGGCAAGUACCACAUCCUGCACCUGGGGAGGAACGACCCUGUGCACCAGUACAUGCUGGGGGCUGACCAGCUGGAAAGCAGCUUUGCAGAAAAGGCCCAGGGGUCCUGGUGGACACCAAGUUGAACAUGAGCCAGCAAUGUCCUCUUGCUACAAAAAAGGCAAAAGGUAUCUCGGGCUGCAUUAGGAGGAGUGCUACCAGCAGGUGGAGGGAGUUCAUCCCCUCUACUCUGCACUGGUGAGGUCACACCUAAAUUGCUGUGUCCACUUCUGGGCUCCCUAGUAGAAGAGAGACAUGGAGCUGCCUAGAGAGUUGAGUGAAGGGCCACAAAGGUGGUGAAGGGACUGUGAGCAUCUCUCCUGGGAGCAAAGUCUGAGAAAGCUGGAGGAGUGGGGGUGAAUCUUAUCAAUGUAUAUAAAUACCUCAAGGGAGGGUGCAAAGAGGACAGAGUCAGGCUCUUUUCAGUGGUGCCCAGUGAUAGGACCAGAGGCAAUGGACACAAACUGAAACAAAAUGAGGUUCUUAUCAAGAAACACAUUUUCAGUGUUGGGGAUGACCAAGCACUGGCACAGGUUGCCCAGGGAGGUUGCAGAGUCUCUGUCCUUGGAGAUUUUCAGAAGCUAUCUGGGCAUAGUCCUGGGCAACUGGCUCUAGGUGGCCUUGUUUGGGCAGGAGGGUUGGACCAUAUGACAUCCAGAGGUCCCUUCCAACCUCAACCAUUCUGUGAUCUUGUAGUUGUGGUGAGAAACCUCCUCUACUAUAUUUCUUACAAUAAAGAAAGCGGAAAUAUCAUUCUGCUGCCCUUCACUACUGUUGUGUCUGCUUGUUUAUUUAGUCCCCAAAAUGCCCUCUGAAAGUUAUUGUUAUUUUAAUGUUUAAAAGUUAUUAUUUAAAAACCAUAGUUAAUCGUUCUACUGUCUCUCUGUGGUACUGAAAGGUUUGUGGUAAGUAUUUGUGCUGCAGUUCACAGUCUACAUUGUUCUUAUUCUUACUGAUACAAAUAAACAACAGCUAGUAUGACAAAACACCAUUGCUUUGUAGAACAUUAAGUCUACUCAAUUUAUAGACUCUUAGAAAACAAAUAUGCUUGGAGGCAAAACAAAUAUCAAAACUCUAAGCAUAUCUACGCUCCUAUCUAUACAUUUGUACAUGUUGGCUAACCAAACUGUUAGGCAAACUGUGAUCAGAUGGAUUAUUCUUGGAUAGUUAAAAAGUUCUUUUCCCUCUGAUUUCUUUAAAUUUUUCUUUUUAAUUUGAUUGUUGCCUUACCGUUACUUUGAUGUGUAUUUAUAUAUAAUUCCACUCAUUCUUACUUAGGGCGUAUUGUAGUUUCAAGACAGGCGUGUGUACUGAACAAUGUCCCAAUCUAAUAGUUACUACCAUACCAAAGUCUGCUUUGGUACAAAACUACUUCUCUCCCUAUCUAGCUUUCCUUGCCUAAGUAUCAAAAUGCUGAUUAAGCUGCCCGCACUUGGAAAUUUUUUCCUGCUCAUUAAGACUUUUUGCUACCUUUAUUUUUUUUACCUAUCUCCAAGUAGUUUCUCUUUUGACACUGUUUUUUUCUGAAAUAAUUUGGUUCUAUUUAUUCUCCAGAACACCUCUGUUUAGGUAGUGACUCAGUAGUCUGGAUACCAUGGUGGAGGUUGCUAAUUCGGUGGACAUACUCAUGCUAGUUUACAUCAACAGAAUUUUUCCUCUAUGUUGAUUCAAGACAGCUAUUUUGAAGAAGAUAGACUUUGAAAUGUUCAUAACAUUUCUUCUUUCUUUUACUGCCUUUUUAGAGUGCAUUUUUUUUAUUUUUAAGUGAACUCUCAAGCUAUCUUUGGAAGAGUUUUCUUAAGUUUUUUUUGUUUUUUCCUACUCUUUCUUCUUGCUACAAGUUAUCAAACCAUUAAUGGUCAUAUGUGCUGAAAUAGUCUAUUAGUUACAGUAAACCUGCUUGCUGUGAGUUGGGCUAUAUUAAUUAUAUCUAACAGCCAAGUGUGAGGUUUUUUUAUAUUUGUGUUAUAGUUCAGAUCUCCUCCAAGUUCCUUGGGGACUGCAAACUAAAAAUAUGUUUAAGUGUACAGAUUGUUCUAGUCACUAAAGGGCAUUUCCUUAUUCCUGUAAGGACUUGCUGUGGGAGCAGCUCUGAGUUGACUGAAGGGCAAAUUUUUGGCAGAACAAACAUCUUCCAUCUAAUACCAGCUCAGGAGAGCAUCUUUCUCUGCUAUAUGCUAUUGGAAUAAAAAAAAAAAAAAAGUUCUUUUGAGAAUUGGAAGUUUGAAACAAUCAGGUAAGUGGCUACCAAAGCUCUGCAGACAAGCUGACUGGUUUAAAAAUAAAAAGCCCAGGAGCAUCAGUAAGUUGACCAGUGACAGUGUCUGGUCUUACAAAAUUACACUGAAUUUUAUCUUUCUAUCCAUAAUGUUCUACCCUGGGGACAUGUUUUUGCAUCUCGGUAUUUACAGGCUUGCUACCACAUAAUCAGUGAACUUGUUGCAAUGAGAAUGUUGGAAUAAGAAAUGCAUUUGAGUUCAUCCCAAGAGUGCAAGACAGUAGGGCACCUAAAAGGGAUCUACAUAUGUAAAAGUGUUUAGGACAGCUUUUGCUCAGCAUUAUACAAUGCUAUCCCUUUGGCCAAAUGAGUUAGAGAUACAAUUUAUUGAAUUUUGCCGUUUUAAAAACUAGAUGUUGCUUGAAAUGAAAUUGGAGAACUCUAUUGAUGCUGGCGUUCCAAAAUUUUAAUGUCUUGAAAUGUUUGAAAAUGUAUGUUAUAAAUAAAUCUCUUGUCAUGCACAGUAUGUGCUCUUCCUGUAGCAAUGAAACACAGACGGAUGUACUUUGCUAUUCUAACCUGAAUUGUGUUAAAAAUGUUAUUCAAAACCUAAGUUCAUAAAUCAUUCUGGUGUAAAGUUUGGUUAGUGGAUCACAUUGUUUCCCUAUACCUGCAGAAAAUACCUGUGCAGCACGGUUCAUUUUAUUAGGUUAAAACUUGCAGGACUAUUGAACCUUGUGCUGUUUAUUAGUAUAAAGCAAGGAGGUUAGUCUUUUUGUUGAGCACAGGACUUGUAACCAGGGGAUGAAGCUCUGUUCUUGCCUCAGUCUCCAAACCUUCCUGUAUGACCUGGAGAAAAUAAUUUAGUCUUCUUGAGGCCUUAUGUUCUGCACUUAUGAACAGGAGAAAAGUUCUGCAAGUACAGGCUAAAAAGGCUUUUUAAUUCCUGAACGUUGUCACGAUGCUUUGGGAUCCUGAAAAGGAAGGUACCAGGUAAAGGGAAAGGACAGAUCACUACGUUCCUCCUUUUCAAGAUUCAAAGGUGCAAUUUGGAAAAGCUUCUUGAAGUUUGAAGUCCUGUUUCCCUAAUAUAUCCUGCAUCAAACAUAAACGCUUUUAUUUCUCUCUGGCUCACUUUUCAGCUUUCAUUUCUUACUCCUCAGGAGAAUCUCCUGAAACUGGUCCAUGUGUUUCUGCUAAUUACUGCUGUCUGCCAUUUUAGAAAAACGAGGAAGAAUUAAGUAGUUAGAGGAACCGGGCAAUAAAAGGGGUCGCUUUUGGACAAUUCAUGAAGUAGCUGGUGCCUUUUAAUGGUAGGGUACUCCCUCUGCUCAUGAAUUAUUCAUUUUAGUGCUUUUGUUAUAAUGGCGACAGUGUUCAGUCUCUGAGGCAGUUCUGCAUAGCCUUCCUCAGUUGAAAUAUCGCACAACAGCAGCUACCAUUUGUUUUAUAAACUAAUGCAUCUAAGUCAAUAACAUUGAGUAAAUGUAUUUUCACAAUCAAGAAAACAAGAAAAGGGCUGAAUAACAGUAUUAUAAUUAAGAGGGUCUGUUUUUGCUGAAGGUUCAGUUUGUUUACUUUUGUGGGAACUAUUCAGGGAAAUAAUUUAAAAUAAAUAUUUUUACAGAUUAUUGUGUUUAGCAUUAGAUGCAAAUUAUAUCUAUAAUGAAAACAGACAUUAGUGUCUCUGCUCUGGAUAGUAUUGUUCAAUAAAAGGCAGUUUAAAAACACUCAUUGCACAUAAACACAUCAAGCUUUUCUUAAAACCAACAUUUAAAGGUCUCUUUGAAAGGGUUUUUUAAGACGAAGCAUAACGUAUCCGCAUAACCCACACAGAAAAUGUAUCUGAGCCAUGUGCGUACAGAAAUAAAAGUUUCUUUUUGGUAUCUAGUAUCAGUCUUUCGUUAAAGCAUGGACUUUCCUAAAGAGAAAUUCCAGUGCAGGCGGUUACGGGUUCUCCCCUCACGGCCUCCCCCCCACCUCCCAACACUUUUGUGACACUGACCGAAGACCCGCAGGGUGCAUUGGGGACAGUCCCCACGCAGAGUGGGGAAUUCGGGGCUGGGGAGUCUGCAGAGAGAAGCAUGUGUUCCAGCACAGCGCGCUCCUUCUCUCUGAUGUGAUUUUAAAAGAUGUGUUUUCUCCUAAGCCAUAUAUGUACUCCUAAAAUGCCUUCGAGCUAUAGAUAAGUGUGCGUGAGGAACGUAAGCCGGGAGCAGAUAGAUGAGCAAUUAGGUCAUUUGGAUUAGGACGGAGGGAUUUUUUGCACUGAACUCUCUUCUCAUUCCUUGCUGAUCAGAUUCUCUGCAUACACGGAGGGUUGAAACUGCGUAAGUAAAGAAAACUCCAUAGAUGGAUAUAGUUGCAGAACUAUAAGGAGCAUUGAAGAAAAGUUUGAAUUGAAACUAUAUGUGGUUUCGGGGAAUCUGAAUCAUGCAGUAUUACUUUCGCUUUUUCUAGGCUUGUAUUUCCUAUGAACAAACCAUCCGGGAGAUAGAAGUUCUGAUUUAGAUAAUGUCUUGCAGUCUUUGGAACAACACAUUCUGCUGGAGGGGGAGUCCCUUCGGCAAAGGUUGUGCUCUGUGAGCAGAAAGCUUUCCCCGCUGCCCACCUUCACGUUGUUUCUGCCGGGAAUGUCAACUUUGGGCCUUUUCCUGCAAAUUUUUCUGAUAUUUAGGUGGCUGCCCCACGUAAAAUGGAAGCACCGAUAGGAACCCCUCCUUUCCUUUUUCCUGUAGCUCUGCUCAGACCAUUCUCUGUUAGCAUGGUAGUGGUACAAAGUGUGUGGUCUUUCAGCUCUGAGUAAUGCAUUUUGUGCUGUGUGACUGAAAAUGCCUCGUAGUCUGCCAGGGCUGACUGAGGGUUGUGGAAUGUGGUGCCUUUUCUCUGAUUCUCUAUGAAAUUUUUUUCCCCUCCUUUUUUUUUUUUUUUUUUUUUUUUUUUUUUUUCUUUCAGUAGAAAUGUGUAGGCAGCUUGUUGAGAAACCUCAAGAUGCAGGGGAAAUGCUUGUACGUUGUGGAAUGCGGCUUCCCCUGGGAGACCCCGGCCGGGCGGGCAGUGAAUGAGCAAAGUGGAAGAAUGAGAAAGGGAGGAGGCUGUAGGCAGGGACAGAUAGGAAAGAGUGAGAGAGGAGGAAGGAAGGAGGUGGAAACAGAGGGGCCCAUUUCCCUUUUUCUGAAGCAAUGACAGCUGGUUCUGUCCUGCCUCACAUGACAAAGUGCUUUGGAGAGGAGUAUUUAAGCUGGAUGCCAGUGAGCAAGGGUGGUCAGCUGAUUUUAUUUUAUUUCUUUUUCCAGGCUUUAGUCAGGUGAUCGCUGGUGACUAGUCAGCCCACCAAGAAGGGACUUCAGCACACAGGUAAGAGAGAAUCUGUGUACUCUGACAUGCAACUGGUGGGGACAGGGGGAGGUAAACAGUCCUAACAUUGUUUGAAUAGUUUUUAAAAAAGUGCUCCUGACUUGCUUGGGUGUGUAACACUGUGACUGUCUCUUUCAGUGCUGCUACUUUUGCUAUUCACUCUUGUUUUCACUCUUUUUUUUAAAAUCUGUCUUUAAUUAGGAGCUUUAAUGGGAAAAAAAAAAUCAAUUGUGUGUUGCUAAAUAUAGUCCUGGUUAUUGCAUGAAUGUUGCAUUCUGUUACUUUUUGAAUAAAAUAACUUUCCAUAAUGCAAGUGUGUCAAAUUCAUAUUUAGAGGGGAAUUCCCAAAUACUUAAACUAUGAGUCAUAAAAAGUUAAAGUACCAGUACAACAGUUCACGACAAAAACUCUGUUUAGCCUUGGGUAGCUGCUUUUGUAUGUGUUGGUAGUUAAAUAUGUCUUUAAAAACCCAGAGAUGUGCAAAUGCUGAAGUGUUUGUAACUCUGUUGGCCAGAACACAAAACAUACGUAGCGGAGGCUAAACAGAUGACUGGGAAGGAGAAUUGUUCAAGCGCUCUCGGUUUCAUGCAUCUUUUCUUUCAUUGUUUGUAUCUAAGAAUCUGGUGAAAGAGUCUUCUCACGUGCUGAUGGUGCUUCAAAGGGCUCUGACUCCCUAAUUCCUUUUGUACGAUGUCUUAGAAAACAAAGUUAAAACAGUCAUGCGUACAAGUACUGUAAGUGAAAAAUUACAAAAUAAAAAUACCAAGUGAGUGUGACAGGUAAUGGUGGUUUUCAGAUGGUUGUGUGUCCAGUUAUUGUGCCACCCUCCGUUCUCUUUAAAUAUAACUAUGUAAUGUGUUCAUCCUUACCCGUUACUUCUCUUUACUAAAAGAUCUCAGAUACUCUCUGAAAUUCUGAAUGACUCAUACUGAAAGAUGUGUUCAAGAGAUUUUAAGAUUAAAAAGACAGGCAAGUGUUCCCGGCUCCCACCUGUAGCUCUGAAAAAUUCCUUGUGGUCUAGGGUUGAAGAGACUUUAUUUUGAAAAGCUGUCAUACAAAUGUCCAUAUUUUACAUCUAACCUUACUCCUGACUACUAUUUUGCAGUAUUUAGAGAAAAACUAUUUAAGACAUACUUUUUCUUUUCUAUCAGUUUAUGCAGUGUUUCAUAAGAUGCUGGCGCUGUACAGAAGAGGGAUAAUGAAGCAUGACUUUCUAAUUACUUUUAAUUUUGUGAUGUUUCUCUUUUCUCAUUGUUAAAAACGUCUCUGCUCGUGACAGGCUGGCUGUGAGAUGUUGGUAUUGUCUUAUAACAACAGCCAAUGCUUAGAUGCUCAGAUGAACUUCCCUUCCAGGGAAGGAGACCCUGGAAUAGGGUAGUGGCAUAUAUGGAGGACUGUCCCUGUUGACCUCAGUGGACCUUUAUCACACACAAACCUGAGGGAACACCCACCUUUGGGUGACAGACUGGGAAGAUAAUUGCAAGAAGCAUCAAAGAGGUUGAUAGUGGUAAUAGUGUAUUUGCAAAAAGGCACAAUAGCUGGGAAGUCGUUCUUGUACUAGAUCAUGGUGCAGAGAGUGUUUUAGGUUUCAAGUAGUCUCUGAAAAUAGUUCUCUACUAAAGGAUUUUGAGACAUUUUUUUCCCUUUUUGUAAGAUGGGAGGAGAAGAGGUUUCAUGAGGUGAGGAAAGAUUAGCGAAGGGAAACCAUGUCAGGCAAUAAUGACUGGCUAGCAGAGAUCGCUCUGAAGAAAGUGAUGUGCUUGCCAUGAUGCCAUGAGGGCCAGCAACGAGGCACUUGCUCUUCAGUGCACUCUGUCUGAGAACUGGGAACUGCAUAGGCUUGGGGCUCUGCAGAAAUCAGGUAUCAAGUCUGAACGUACCCCAAGUUCCUGUAAGCCGUUCCACAUUGGCUCUGUCUUAAGCAAAGUGAUCUUUUGUGAAUGGAUGCAAAUCUUCUGACAUUUUUGUGCAGUUGUCCUUAGGGGAAUUCCUGGCAGGUGGGCUUGUCCCAGGCUCAGUGCUGUAGAAAUGCUCUCGGUGCACACAUGUAAACCACACAGUUCAUAUUCUCACACAUAGGCGCUACUGUGGCAUGAGAGGGGAUCAGACAUGUGAAACUGGAAUGGGUAAAUAUAAUACUAAUAUAAAACUACUUCAGAGAAUACUGAUUUCUUUUCUUUUUUUAAAAAAAAAUGUAGCUAAAACUGGGUAGUCAUUGUAGACUGUUCUUUCUUAUUUUCUUUUUUCUUUUUUUUUUUUAAUCUGUGGGUUUUCUUGAUUGUGAGCACUAACAUCUUUAAAUUUCUAGCAAGGCAGACUGUCUAGUUCAAAUAUGUCUCAAAGACAGGAAAUAUUUUAAUUUAAGGUAUAUUUCUGCCUUUUCAUAUGUGUUUUUAAAUAUGUUUGCAUCUGGAGAGAAGGAUUUGUUUGAAAUAUUACAUGUGCAGUUCCUAGAUUUCCACUUAUUGAUGUAAGAGCAUCUCUUUCAAAUAACUUCUGACUUGUGAUCACUUUAGGUCAUGUUUAUUUAACCUUGGCAUUGCCUAAUGAUCAUGAUUGCCUUGCAGCUAAGUAGGAAAAAAUAAAUAACUUGCCUGCAAAUGAGGAACUGAUCCUGUGUAUAUGGCAUUAUAAAGGAUAACAUCUGCAGUAUUUAAUUUUCCUUAGAGUAGUGGAAGAAGAAUUAAGAGUUCAACAGCUGUACUGAGUAAACUUUCAAGAACAUGAGCUUUUAACACCUUUAAAUAUAGAGAUACUUACUCUUGUAAAUAAAACCAGUUUAAGAAUCUUGAGAAGAAUCUUAAGAAAGAGUAGCUGAAUCACGUUGUUUUAAUGAAAUAUUUAUUUUAAGGAAGUGUUUUACUAUACAUUUUCUCAUCUCUUUUUUUUUAUUAACUUUGGAGAGUGAAGACCACAGAUUUUUAGGUUUUAUUUUUUAUUACUAGAUAAAGGACAGACCCUGCUGUUAGUCAUUUUAGUAAGAUCUCUAUACAUUUAUAUCAGGGCUUCAUUUGACACCAAGUCACCACUUAAGUAUAUAUCCCACUUCUAUUUCAGUUGGAUGGUGUUUUAGUUGUUUAAAACCAAAACUCUUUCCUAGUUAUGAGCAGAGUUACAGGCGCAGACAUCAGAAAUCUGGAGUAGGAUUUUCCAGUUCUGAGGAACGUAGACUUUUCUGGUACUAUUCAUAUGACUCUCUUAAGGCUUCGGUUGCAUACUAAAACCCCCAAAACCACGUGAAAUUUUACUAUCGCCAAGCAAAAAAUCCGUCUUGUGCCUUUAAGAUCCUCUUAGACCUAUUAUGUGAUAGAUUUUUGUGCUGGUUGAAUUUUAAAAUAGUCGGAAGGGUCUUUAUUACUGCAAACCCCGCAGCGCAAUCACCUCCUGUCCCGAACGGCCCCCGCAGCGGUCGCCCUGUGUAGGGGAGGCGCCACCUGGCGGGCGGACGGCGGUACUGCACUGACAAGGCCACGCCUCCCCAUUAGGCCCCGCCCCCUAGGUCACCCCCCGCCCCCCCGGCCAGCAACUUCCCACAGUCGGUGGCUUUACCACUGGAGACCCAUGUGCUGGGCUUCGUGCCCUUUUUUUUUUAAAUUUUUUUUUUUUUUUUAUUUAACAUUACUUUUGGGUUUUCUUCAACAUUCCUCUAGUUUCUCACUUUCAUAGAAUCACAGAAUCACAGAAUGUUAGGGAUUGGACGGGACCUCGAAAGAUCAUCCAGUCCAAUCCCCCUGCCAGAGCAGGAACACCUAGAUGAGGUUACACAGGAAUGUGUCCAAGCGGGUUUUGAAUGUCUCCAGAGAAGGAGACUCCACAACCCCCCUGGGCAGCCUGUUCCAGUGCUCUGUCACCCUCACUGAGAAGAAGUUUCUUCUCAAAUUUAAAUGGAACCUCCUGUGUUUCAGUUUAUACCCAGUGCCCCUCGUCUUAUCAUUGGUUGUCACCGAGAAAAGCCUGGCUCCAACCUCAUGACACUCACCUUUUACAUAUUCAUAAACAUUAAUAAGGUCACCCCUCAGUCUCCUCUUCUCCAAGCUAAAGACACCUGGCUCCCUCAGCCUUUCCUCAUAAAGGAGAUGCUCCACUCCCUUAAUCAUCUUCGUGGCUCUGCGCUGGACUCUGUCAAGCAGUUCUCUGUCCUUCCUGAACUUUCCCCCGAUACUUUAUACCUGUUUUGUGUAUUAAUCCAGAUUACAUGAUGCAAUAUACUGCAAGUGGCGAUUGUUGCAAAGUCAUCCUAACAAAAAAUCCACCUCAAUGAAAACUUGUGUUUUUCCAAAACAGUGAGAGAAGACUCUUUAAGAAGUCUCUACAUUUAGUGAAAUGUGACAUGACUGCUAGCAAACCAAACUUAGUCUUAAUGCAAUAGCACACCAGCAGAAUAAUUCUUAAUAUGGCUGGAUAACUGGGAAAUGCUGUUUGUAAACUUACCAGAAUCUGCUGGACUAUAACAAAAUGUUAGAAAUACCUAAAGCUUCCUAAAUCAAGUGUUUUGUGUUAGUAUUCAACAUCAAUAUAUGUGAGCUGUUUCCCAAAUCAAUUUUGCUAUCCAUCUUAGCAGUUGAGAAGGGAAAAAAAAGUCUUAUGACUAUAUGCGUUGAUAGAAGUAAUAAGCUUCUAAAAUAGUCAUGAGCUCUGACAGAUAAUCACUCUUUCUGAUGAAUGAUUAUUCAGAAGUGAAAGUCCUGCCACAACACGCUUAUAUUUCAAUUGAAUGCUGUCAUUGCAGCACAUGUGCUAAACCUCAGUUACAUGGACUGAAUAUCCAGUAAGUUCACCAUGUGAAAAGAAUAGGCAAAAAACUAUGUUUGAUAUUAAAACGCCUCGGUACUUUUAGAGCAUCCUAAGAAUAAAGUGGCUGCUCUUUAAAAGGUAAGAGCUAGCUGUAGGGAACUGCUUGCAUGGGACUUGUCACUGGCAGCUUGCCAUUUUUUCCCCCUGCCACCACAUGUACCACUUUGACCAGCGAUGGCAGAUUGCACUUGGUGGAGGCUGAUAAGAAGGAUUUUUCUGAGCCUGAACACAGAAGGUGCCAUAAUAAGCAUCAUAAAUGUCCCAUAUUAUAAAAUCACUAAAGACGAUGAAGUAUGAAGAGAGUUAGUAAAGGAUGCUAAUGAUGUGCAAAAUUAUUGGGUGAAAUCGGAGCUCAGAACUUGCUCAUGGAAAGCAAAAUAAGACUAACAUGAAGAAAGAAGUGCUGCAAUUUAAAUAAAGCAAGUUGGAUCUUGAUAAGGUUUUCUUUUUCCCCGCUCAUUCAGAUCAUAACUAGCUUUACGGCAAACCAUCUUUCCUGAGGAAUUUAUUUAUGUGCACUUUUUUUUUUAAAGUAGCAUUAUGAUUUGUCAUUUUUAAGACAGGAAUAUGGGUAAGCCCCAAAAUGGUGACUUGCAACUGAGGUUGGCAAUUAUUUACAACUUAACAAGAGUUAAUCAGAAAAUCCACAUUAGGGAUGCUUUCCCAAGGGCUGUAUUCCAAGCUCUGUAGUAUUACUGUAUAUUCUGAAGCUCAUAUUUAGUUUGAUACUCAAUCAAAAUUCAUACCAACAGAAACAACAUAUUAUGACAAGUUAAUAUAGUUUGUACUGUGCAGUGCCACUGCUCAAGAUGUUGUUUACCUAAGGGUUUUUUUCCUUAAAAACAGAGGCCUGUUUUUAUUGUACAUCUUCUGUCAUAGUAGCAGAAGCUCAAGACCUACUUUUCCAAAUGUUUUCUCCUUGUUUAUGUAAUUAAUAAAUAUGAGUGUGCACUGCAUUACAGAAAAGUUUUAAUCCCCUAACCUCUACAUUUCAUGCAUGAUACAAAUUAAUUGCUCUUUUCCAAAUAAGACUGCCCACUGCUUAGGAGUUACUGGGUAGGAAUUGUGGCUCUUCAGAGCGGGUAAAUCUAAAUCUACAGGAAGUUUGCUCGUGAGGAGAGGCCAGGUCUGAAGUAGGGCAAUAAAACUUGCAAAUAGGCAGUUAUGGGUUUAGUUGUAUUUGAAUCCAUGCAUGCUCAAACUGUACAUUUGGUUCUGAGCAAUGGCUAUCUGGGAUCUCUUGUUGACCAUCUCGUAUGAAAAAAUUACAGAAGUGUGUAUUUUUCCAAAGAAUAUUGAAGAAAUUCAUUUCAGUGAUACACUAAAUUUAAAAGGUCUCCUACAGGAUGAAUUAUUCACUGAGUGCUGCUGUGAGAACUCUGAAGAUGUAACAGAAAGAGCUUUUGCUAUAGCCAAGCCACCUCCUCACUGAAUUCUUCCUUUGAAGAAAGACGAGCCAUAGGGUUAAAGCUUUUUUGCUGAACAUUCUGCACUGUGGGUAGGUGCCCCGCAAACCAUUGUGUGAUAUGGGGCAUACAUUACGUGCUAAAGCUGAAUAUUCUCCUUAAUUGAAGGCAAAGGUCUUUUCAGAACAUCUCAUGGGUCUCCGGGAAAUGCUCUGUGUAGAUACUGAUGUAAAGGUUUUCUGAGAAUAGAGGUGGGAAUCACCCCAAAAAACCUAUCUGCCUGGGAAAAGUGUUUAGCCCAGCAAGUUAACACGGGAAUUUACCGGUUGGGGGCGGUGGUUCUUGCGCGCUUUGGGGUUUAUUCGGUUUUGGUCUGUUCUGCGGAAGGCUUUUAACGCCGGCCCUUGCCGUGUACCAAGCCCACAGGAAGGGAACUUCCACGCUGCCCCCGCGAGUCCCCUGCCAGCGGGGCGGCCGGGCCGAGGCCGGAGCCGGACGGGGUUCUGGCGGGGGCCUGGCGGGGCAGCGCGGCCCGGGCGGGGCGGCCCCUGACAGGAUGGCGGGGGCAGCGGGGCGGAGGCCGCGGUCCGAAGGGCAGCGCGGGUUUCCUCCCGCCGCCCCGGGCGGGGGGCUGGCGGGGCCGGGCGGGCUGCGCGGGGUGUGUGUGGGGUGCGUGGGCAGCGGCGGCGGUGACACGGCGGUGGGUGGGGAUUACAGCAUUUCAUCGGCUUUUCCUCCGACACCUUUUAAAGAUACAGCCCACGACGCUCCUCGGGGAUUGGUGCCAAGCGCUGCUGGAGUCAUCUCGCAGCCGAACUCGAACUUGAUAGCUCGCCUCGCUGCGAAAAUAGGAGUCGUUCUGGGGAAAAAUCUAAAGUUUCUCCGCGUUAAUCCGCCACCCCCCCAGCUCUCGUGCAGGAGCAGAGCAUUUCUUUGGUCAAAUCUUUUUGAUUGCCCGUUAACCUCAUACAAAUUAAUGUCAAAGUACUUUCUGGAAGCAGAGCCUUGUAAGUAACGUCUUGGGGUAAGAAUUGUUCUCUUUAGUCUUGGCCAAGGUGGAAAAAGAUGGUUUUCUUUGCCUUUUGAUUUUCUUAGCUCUUCUUCUGUCUUGUUGCAGCUCUGAAUGUAUUCUAUGUUCAGUAUUUCUGCAAGCAUUUGGCUCAAAAGUGGUGAGCAGCUUGUUACUGGUGCCUGUUUCCCUCUGAAGCACACAGGAUUUUUUUAAUUUAAAGGAAUAACAAGAAUUUGCCUCUAUCUAAUAGAAAACAUUUCCAUUUUUAAGGUUCUUCUUUCAGUUGUGAAAGUGCAAAAUAAUAUUAAUUGCCUAUUCUUCACUCUUUUUGUUCUGUAAAAAGCUUAGAAGCUGUUAUAGAUUAAGUACUUGUCAGUUUAUUCAGUGCUAGUACUGCUUGGGUUUGAGAAAAUACAGGCAUAGAAUGGGUUACAGUACUGAGGUUAUUUUGUUUUUCCUUUUUAUUAGGCUUAUUCUUCAAGUAAUGAUGUCCAGUUAGUCAGCUACUGGGUGGACAGGCUGGAUAGAUUCCAACUUAAUAAAUGUUAAUGCACAUUAUGACCAGCCUUGAGUAAUAACGGAUGACAGUAUAACUUUCAAUCAGAGAGGAUGCCUGAGCCAUUCUAGUACAACUCUGUUAUGUACUUUUGGGAAGGACAUGUGCAUUUCUCAAAAAUAGGAAAGCAUCUGAUAAAUGCACAAAAGGUGCUGGGGGAAUGCAGGGUUUGUUUCUUGUUUGGUUGCGUUUUUUGUUGUUUUUAGUGUUUUUUCCAAAGAAAACAACAGGCAAAGUCUUAAGAGGUAGCUUCUCCUAAUUUAGUACCUCAAUAUGUAUGAUACCCUACCUUCAUUUUGAGAUUUUUUUGUCUUUCUGCUUCUGAAAAACUGACCCUUAGUCUUCAGCCAUUUUGUAACCAUUACCUUAUUAAAAAAUUGAGCCCUGCUGUGGAUCUUAAAGUAGAAAAAGAAAAAUGAAGCGGUUGUGGAUUGAUGUUUACAAAACUGAACGAGGCAGCAGCAGCCCUCUAAUCUUGUAGCUGUUGACUUAGUACAAGUGAUACUUGUCAUAUGUCCCUAUAAGUGUGAGCUGACAUUUGUUUAUUCCUUGCUAAUUUAAGCACAAGUAUUGCCUCAUAAAAUUGUUUAAUCCUUAUUGGAAAAAUAUAGGCACUUAAUCAACCAAUGGUGAGGAUGAGAAUUCAUCUGCUCUUUAUUUUUUAAUAUAAUUAUUUAACACGUACAUCUGACAUUUGGAAACUUCAACUGAAAUUAGUCUCUUAAAUGUGUUUGUCACUAAGAUUUAAAUGGGCUCCAGUAUAUUUGUUUCAUGUAGUGGAGGAGGAGGGGAAAUAACAUUUGAAAGUUAUCACCGCUUGCCUGGAAGUAUACAAAUGCUACCAUAUGUCUGGAGGUUUUAUGUAAUUUGUUAAGAUGAGAAAAUAACCUAAUCAUUCAUACUUUAAAUAAAACAAAAAAACAAUAAAAUAAUCUAAAAAUGAAGUAUUAUUUUUCUGAGAACACGAUUGUGCAGUCCAUUCAGUGCCUGAGAGGUAAGAGUGAUCGUCAUUGGUUCUAGGCAUAGUAUUGCAAAAUAGCAAUACAUCAGGUAUUUUUAAGCUACUGUGUGAACAGGAAUACUUUAAUAGACCAGCACCACUUGUCUUUCAGAGCUGACUGAGCAGUCAUAUUUUAAAAUAAGUUUGUUAUAGUAUAUUUUUAAUGCAACCUGCUUCCGAGAACCUUUAUUUGUGGAGGCGUGUAAGUGGUUAGCUGUCCUGGGCUUGAAUGCAGGACAGUCAGAGCUUGCAGGAAAUCAAAGAUUCCUGGGCAUGGGGUAUAUGUACUCCUGCCAAACUUGGCUGCAUCUGUGUCACGGGAGGACCACUGCAGGGCAGGAAUGUGAAAGCAGAACUCUCAGUCUACCUAAAUGUGCAACCUUUCUUUAUGUGCAGGUUUGGAAUCUGUAGCUGGUAUGCCCUUUGUGGCCACCGGUGUGGGUGAGGACCAAGUGUUGAUACUGCCCAUGCAGUGACGCCUGGAGUUGGCUUUGGGGUGGGUUUAACGCAAGGAUUUAUGAAAGACUGUGAUUUGGGCGUUGGGGGCAGGGAUUGUUCAAUAACAACUGAUGAUGUCCUUAAUGUGAAGCAAAGAAGAUAGGCUGGUUGCUCUUAGUCUGCUUUUGAAUGGUUUAGUCACUGUUUGUAUGCGUUUUCCCCGUGGAGGUCUGUGAAUGAGAUCUUUAGACAGGUGAGCAAACAGGGAGUUUAAAGAGCUUUGAUGAGAAGUUACUAAGGUGGUGCUUUUGGAAGUACAGGCCACACAGAUGCUUAAGAGAUUGUACAGAGUUCCCAGUGGCUUAAGGAAUUAUUCACUUUUGUCAGUCUAAUUGCAGUGACGGUUGUGCCAUGACUCCCCUUAAAAAGGGGAUGGGUGCGUAAGAGAAAAGAAAAAUCAGAGGUAAAGAAGCAGAGAGGUCAUCCUGGCAAACCUGUUACUCCUGGAGUGUUUUUUUUUUUUUUUACUUUUUGUCUUUAGUUGCUUCUCUGCUGUUCGUGCUCUCUCCUACAUGCACACACAUUCCAUGCUGGUCUCUUCAGCUACAGGUUGAUAGGAUUUCCAUAGGAGUGUUUCAGAAUUUUCUUGUGCAUGGGGGAGUGAUAAUGAGACAAGGGAUGUUAUCUUCUAGUGCCAUAUUUGCCAAAUCUCUUCCUAAGAAAAUCAGUAAGCAAGGACCUAUCCAACCCAGCCUUCCUUACAGCAGUGAUUGCAGAGUGGAGAGCAUAAGCCUCUGCUCUUUCUCCAAGCCCUUCCUAGCCAGAUCUCCAGAAGAUUUUCCUUAGGACAAGAUAGAUGGUUUAGUGCAGAAAAUGGAGUAUUGCUGGAGUGCUUUUUGUUUGGAAGUGAAGAUUUCUGUUGGGUUUUUCCACAUGUGUGAGGAAUAGCUCUUCAAGAUGUCGUUUUUAGCCAUAGUCGUGUGUCGUAGCAGUCAAGAUAUAAAAUGGAGAGGUGUGCACAGAGCUGGCUGUUCAGGCAGAUAACAGUAUGCCAUUAUUAUGCCUGGUUAAGCACGUGAUGGCUGGGCAGGUCUAAGUCACCAGCCCUGGUUUUGAUUCUUGGUUGGUAGUGUCUGCAGAGGGGUCUGGGCUGCUUACAGAAGUGAAGAACAAUGGAUUGGGAAGCUAAGCAUGUCAGCUCUGUGCCAGAGGAGGCUGGUUGGGAGUUCUCCAAGCCGGGCUCCCCGCAUUUUGUUGGGCAACUUCUUGCAGGAAUGAUUAUGCUGGCUCUUUGGAAGACUCAUGUGACACAUAGGUGUUGCAGGGGGCAGUAAUAUAGAUCAGGUUCUGCUUCACUGCCCUGUGAGAUAUGUCUUGGCAUUUUUGGUCAUCGUUCUUCAGGGACAGUUGGUGAUGUCCAGACUGCCUCUGGGGCACCCUUUGAGGAGAAACCAGUUGGAUCCUUGACUUUCCAUCUGUCUUCCAGUUGGGGCACUCUCAAAAUGUCUCUGAUUGUGUAUAGUCAAGGAAUUCAGCCUUGACAGAGCUGCUGGGACCGUGUUAACAGGGCAGUGAAAACACGCUGUGACUGUUGUUAGUGAACUGGUCAUAGCGAACAACACUCUGCCAUCCUGCUGUUGCUCUUUAGUGCAAUCUGUGCACGAUCCGAAAUAUGCUGUUGGAUAGGUGAACUGAUGUGUAGCUGUGGGGGAGCUAUAACCCUGCAAAUUCUGCAUGCAGAAGGGGGAUUCCCUUCUGAAUUCCCUAUCUGGUGAGGCCUGUACAGGCGGCAAGAGCACUGGUCUCCAGACUUGAAUAUACCUCUGUUCUCCAAGGGGCUUCAGAAUUACUUCCUACAGUAAGUAGAAGGAUGAUUGAAGAAAUAGACAGGAAACCUGCUGUUAUUUUUGAUGUGAUGUGAAGCUCUUUCUCACCAGAUUUUGGCAAGUGAGAACACUGUGUAAAUCUGGAAAUGAAAUUUAUUUAAAUUGUCCUAAAUAAAACCAACAUGCUUGUCAAUAAUAACAUUUUGAUCUAGCAUCCAAUGCUGAGCCAAAUUGGAAAUUUAUCUUUUAGGAAGAAGUCUUAUAUAAGUGACUUUCCCUUAUUACUCUUCUUUUUCAGUGUGAAAAUCUUUUGAAUUCUAGCUUUUAUGAGAAGUUUAAAAUACAUUUUGUAUCCAUGCACUCCACACAAAAGCACUGGUGUGUUGUCCAAGUCAUACAGAGAUUGGUCAUCCCAAUGAAGUAACUACGAGAUACCCGUACAUUUCACGUGACUCCAGAUAUGGGGGAAUUCCAUGUUGGCCAAACAAUACAGCAUUUCUUAAACUUUGGGGCAAGGGAAUUUUGUAAGGUAUUUUUUAUUUUUCCUUCACUAACAGAGCUUGAUUUGUCUGAACUUUAAUAGUUGGGACGGAAAAGGGCAACUGGAUAAAUCUUGUUUUUCAGUUUAGAGAACUUAUACAGAAUUACUGCCUGUAAAUUUUAAGUGAUGUUUAGAUUGUUAAAGAACAAAGUGAUUAAAUUACUUGAUUUGAAUCCUCUGAAGUUUUUCUAAAGAUCUGAGUGUUGUUUGGUUUCAGUACGCUUGCUGUAGUGUGUUGGUUAUGGCUUUUCAUAAACAAAAUAAUACAAACAUUAUCUUUAUUACUCACAGUGCUGCUGCAUAGUUGCGGUUUAGGUUUUGCCAACUAUUUGCAAUGUAUAGCCACAGACUCUCUCUGGGUGGCAUAAAUAAAAACAAAGUCUUUCUGUUCCUAUCAGGACUUGUUUUUUCAAUUAGGCACAUUAGUGUAUCAUUAGGUAGAGAGGUAAGAGUACGCCUCUGUGUGUGACUCUUCUCUAGUCUGAAGUGGCAAAAAACCACAUCAGAAUAGAUUUACAUGCAUCCUAUUAGCUGUAAGCACCCACAAGAUGAUUAAUGCUCUACAAGAGAGACAGACAAGACCGUCUCAGCCCCAAGAGGCUUGCAGUCUAACACUGAUAAGACUUGUCUUGUAAUUUACGAGGUGUAAAAUUAAUUUUGUGUUUAUUGGUAUUGUGACCCUCCUCUGCAUGUAAUUCUGGGGUACAGAAGCCAUUGUAUGCAUGUGAAGUAGCCUGCAGUGGCUUCAUGAGUCCCUGCAAAUCAAACACCUCCUGUUAGCUGUUCAUAAGGUGCAAGAUGAGAGUCACCUCUCUUCCAUUUUAAGACCUCUCCUGGAACAUGCCUUAAAACAAUUUUCAAAUAACAGGUUUCAGGGAUCAUGAGCUAAUUUAAAUGCUCACAUGUGCAUCCAUUCCUAAAUCAUAAAAAAAAAAAAAAAAAAUCAUAGUCCUGAACUGCCUUUUAAGGUUAACAGGACAGGAAAAAAAUUUGCAGAGGGCAAGUAAUAGUGUAUACCCAGAGCUGUACAGUGCCUAUGAGUUUUGAAGGAAAAAACCCCUAUAUUUUAUUAUUGGUGGUGUGCUAUGUUCUUUACAACUGCAAUUUCCUCACGGUCGUUCACCCCCUGCCCUCCCAGCCUUCCUGUAGUUUUCCUUCAUGGGACCGGAGAAACAAAAUAUAUAAUCAUGGAGAAGUAUUUGUACUUGAUUUUUGAUCAUGUUCCCAUCCCGUGCUUCAAAUUGUGUUUGCAAGUGUUGGCGUUUUCAAAUGGAAUUUCCCAUCCGUUUUUCUUGAACCAUUUCAGCAAUUUUAGAAAUGAACAGGAUAUGUGACUUUUUUGAAAGCAAAACAGAACUUCAGUUUUUCAAUAACUACUUUCAGAAAUAUCUCCUAAGCCAUUGAAGUAAAUAAGUAUUAGCAAUAUAUGUACUAAUUUAAAGCCAUUGAGUUUACAGGAAGUUUUGUACCAAAACCUGUGGUGUUUAGAUAUGUCUCUAAUGAUUUUGCUAAGUACAGAAGUAUUUUUUUUUCUGUACGUGGAUAAAAAUUACACUCUACCUUUAAUCUGUUUUUUUAGCCCAAGUGGCUAGGUAGCAGGCUCCCCUUUGAAUUUGACACAGAGACGGUUGAGAAGAGCAGGUAGCAAAGAUACUUUCUAACAACUAGUUUAAAAUCUCAUAGCUAAAAGAUACAAAAUUAUAUUUUAUAUAAUAAUAAUGUUACUCAAAACGUGAUUUGUAUCUGAGACUGGUGUGUGAGAGCUUUCUGCUUAGUGGCUGGGAAUGUUACUGCUCUGAGCUAUAUUGACGUGGAGUGAUUUUUUUGCCAAAGAAAAUUGUUGUUUUCCUUUCUGAAGCUACCUGUCUAACACCUGCAAGAAAUGGCAGCUAUUUGCUAUGGAAAGCUGGGAAUUAAGUUUAUCAAGCAGCGUUUAUCUUCUGGAAGACAGUUAAGUCCUGCUAAGCUCUGCCGUUUUAUGCCAAAAUAAGGAGCCAGGAGCAUUUGAGGAGUUUGGUUUAUGCACAGUAGCUGAGAAAUAACCAGAAACGUAAAAGAAAUCCGCCUGUGGUAAUCUAUACUGUUGCAUUAUAAAUAACUAUGACCACUGAUGAAGCACAGAUAAUGGUAAAGAGGCUGGUUUGUAAGAAAUAUUCACCAUCUUCUCUGGCUAACUUCUGAGAACUUGCAUUUUAUUUGUUUAUUGGACCUUAUUCUUCAUUGCAAGUAAAAGCUAUAAUUAGGCAAUAUCAGAGAUUUUUGUCUUGGGGAGCGUGGAGGAGAAUUGACCUUGCUUGAGAUUGUGAAUAUAAAGAAAAUUUUUUUCAUAUGCUUAUUAUACCACCACGUCAGUAAGUAGUCUCAAAAUACUGGUGACUACUGAGUGGUUGUGCUUUCUUUGCUGGAGAGUUUCUAUUGCUAUGUUUUGAGGGACUUUGAAAGUUUGUUGCAGAGUUUCUAUUGCUGUAUCUUACGGAGUGACUCCAGUGGAUGCUAUUGUCUUAACAGAUCUUGAGUCCUGGGUGUUUUAUUGAGAAGUGGUCUUCUGAGUUAUUUUGUUAGUUCUUGCAUAUGUCCUGCAUGUAAGACCAUGAGAUGCUUUUAAGGCUGUGAUAAUCCACAUGAGCUAUGCCUCUCACUGAGCACUGAUAAGUUGGCUGGGCUUUCCUACUCCCUGGUAACUGACUGAGGCUUGGGUGAAACUGGGUACCAAGUGAUACUGGAAGGGAGGGACAACUUACAUAAGACAGCAAGAAAGUUGUCUGGCCAGCAAACCUGAUGUUUGCCACUGUCAGAGGGGGCCUUCCAGCAGGAGAGUCAAGGGAAUUCUUACGUGCUGUUGGCCAUGAAGCUCUUUGACUACCUGUGUGUCCCUGGCUCUCUAAAGUGCCCAUUUAGUUCUGAUUUUGAAGUGACAGAUUGACUUCUUGAAGAACACUAGGAGACGUCAACAGGAAUGAAGCCGGUAUGCACAUUGGCAUGAACAUCAGUGGGGUGGCAUCAGCUGGCAGCAGGUAGGAACCCCAGCCACCGCUUCUGCAGGAGUUUGUGUCCUUCAGGCGGUUUAAGAGCUGGGUGAGGGUUAGACCUCACUCCAGAGAGGCUGUUGGCUUCCUGUUCACAGACCAGUUUGAAUGGGGAUUGUAAAACACGCGUGUACACACACGUUAUUCCUCUCAGGGCUUGGCUGAGGUUACCCAAAAGAUCUUCCAUUUUCAUCCUUCCCCCACAUACCCCACUGGAAAGUCACAGCAGCUGUGGAGGUCUCUGCAGAAGUUUUCUGGCUGUCUGAGAAUCACAGCUUUAAGUCUCGUUGGUUCAGCUGGCUUCCCAAACACACUGUAUAACAGUCCUUUCUACAGAGCUUUUUGCUGGGCACGUGCAAGAGAAUUACUAUGGGAAAGAUCUGGAGUUGUUUAGGGGGAGGAAUUGAUUCCAAAUGAUGUCUUGCUGAAGCUUUGUUGUGUUUUUCAGACAAUGAAUUAAAUAUCAUUUUAUCCGUACUAGGAACUUGGAAGCAAAGACUCUUUACAUUUUUAGCUAUGAAAAUCGGUGGUUUCUUACCCAGUACAAAAACCCCUAUGUCCUUGGUUGUAUUUCUAACUAAUAUUUAAUAAUACAUGGUUUUGUUUUCAAGCGUCUAUGUUGGCCUCCUUAGAAAGAGGUUUUGUGUUCUGAGCCCUUUACAGUUUUCCCAGUAUCACAUACUUACAUUCAAAAUUCAAAAGUGAAAAAAACCCCUGUGUGAAACACACACUUUUCCACAACUUUCUCUCACUCUUACAGGAAAAGACAAAGGGAUAUUGAGUAUUUUGCAUUUUUCAUUAAAUGAGUUGUCUUUAUUAGAAUACCUAAUAAGGCAUCUGUGCUAAAGUGAUAAAGCAUGUAUUCCAUGGACUUUCAUCCUCACGCUAGCCCUGACUCAUCAGAAUUACAUGUGGUCUAGUAUCUACUUUUCAUUAUUAGCAGCAAUUGUUUUGCUGCUGGAGCAAAAGGACAUCUAACAGAUUAAGCAAGAUUUUGUUGAAAGAUGCUAAUAUUUUCCUGUCACAAUAGGAAAAAGUAAAAGGAAGAGGAAAGUAAUUGAAAGGUUUUAAUUCCUGAGAAUUUUUUAAAUGGAUUAUAUUGAUUAACAAAAUUGCUACAUUUCAUGGCAGAAACUUUUUAGAAGAAGGCAGCAAUUGUAAUUAAUUUUUAGUCUGUGCCACAUAUUUGAUGAUAGCUCUGAUUCAUGCUAUUAUAUUCUCUCUUCCUUCACCCACAGCAAAACAAAUUUAAUUUGAUUCAUACCCUUAAGAAAAAAAAAAAAAACACGCAAAAUUACUCACAUGGUUAUGAUUCAGCUCUUGGCAUAAAACCCUGUCCUCCUCCAUCCUCCCCCUCUCCCACCCAAACCACCCCCACCCUCACCCACUAUAUAUUUAUGUCACCGUAGCCUGAAAAAGUUGAGUAGCUCUUUAAAAACAGGGCAAAUGAAAUCCCUCUUCAAGCUGCCCUAUUGCUUAUGUUGAUACGAGUCUAAUAAGACUUCCUUUUCGCAAGUGCUAUGGAGGCAGCAACAGUGCUCUGUUUUUCAUGUUACUUUAACAGACAACAGUACUGUAUUGAUCUUGAGACGUGCUUUCUUUUAGCAGUUUAGCAAUGCAAUGGCAAGCGAUGCUAAAAUUGCUCAAAUACUCGUAUUCAGGAGUCUGCCUUUCCAAAAAAAAAGAAAAAUAUUUUUGAGGAAACUGUAUAUAGGGAUUCUUGUUGAAAUGGAAUACUGGAAGAGCUUACCUUAAUACUAUUUUUGUCUUUUUCUUAAUUAGCUUUAAUGAUCUAGACCUUAACAAGCCUUUCCCCAAGAAGAGAUAGAAGCUGCACUGCUUUCAUUACACAAAUGUAUAGCAGUGUGUCCUGUUUCCUACAGCUUGUGUUGGGUACCUCUUUUUACAGGUGAUGGCAAUCUUCUGUCUUCACCUACUGCUGGAAGUACAAAUGUUAUGGUUCUGCUCACCAUUGUAUCUGACGAGCUGUGUUCAGCCUUCAGCUCUUAGGAACCACAGCUCAAGUUCGGUCAUCAGACACUAGAAGCAUUCAAAGGAGAUGUUUUAUACGUGAAAAAGAAAUGUUUACAGAGAUCUGAUAUGUAGAGGUGAUGCAGUCCAACAAACCCAGUGGAAAUUAGAAGCGGCUCAGUGCCUCUGAAAGCUGGCACGUGUAUUUAUGUAUAUAACACUGAGCACAGAAAGCUUCAUGCAUGCUGGUGCUAUGAAUCAGUCACAGUAAGUACCGCAACUUGCAUGAGUUGGUGGGAAAGUGUAUUUUUAGCCAAGCACGCUAGUGCAGCCCUUCCACUCUUACUAAAAGAGACAAGUAGGUGAUACCUUAAGGGUAGAUAUCGAAGGGGAUUAAAAAAAAACAACCCACCACAUUCUCAGAGCUUAGAUCACUUGUUUACCCAGAAAAUCAUAACUUACUCACUUUCUAGUUAAAUGAUGCAUGUUUCAUUAGCUCUGUGCUUACAAGCUUUACUUUUCCAAUAAAUGUGUGAGAUAUCCCAAGGAAAGGAAAGGGGGAUCUGUAGGGGAGAAAAGAGAAAAUUCUUUUUAUUUCCUCGUCUCCUUAACAUCCUCUGCUUUUCUAUAGGUAACUGUGGAUCUAUACACACAUGUCCAUGGUGUAUGACUGUGUACCCAAGUUCACACAUCCCAGUGAUGCUAUGUGCUUCCUUGUGGGCUGGGCUCACCCCCUCCGGCAGAGGAGAGUCUUCAGUGCAAUUAGCAUUAAGGGUGGUGUCAGCUUACUAUGGAGCUCACUCCCUCCUGGGGCUCUGAAACCUCAACUGGAUCAGGCUUUCUUGCCUUUGUCGUCACCUGGAUGUCCCCUGGUCCAACACCAAUGAUGAGCAUCUUAAAAGUAAUCAGGCAGCUCACCCCUCGUGUUUGGACCAAGACACAAAGGUGAGAAAGUCAAAAGGGAAAAACAGGGAAACUUCCCUAUUGGGAGAGGAGAGUUGCUGAGUAUGGCAGGAAACAGGCUCUGCUGGAACAAUAAAGAAAAACUGGUCUCCUGAGGAAAUAGUCAACAGAGAAGAAUGUAGGAGAAUAUGUGGGUGCUUUUGUCUGUGAGGGUGCAUGGAGUAGGAUGAAGAGAACGGUGCCUUCCCUCUCACAGUCCUCGUUCUCUGCCUUCCUGCUCUAAUUGGGUUUCUGUGUUCAAAUGAAGCACCCCUCUCCCAGAAAGUACAACAGACAGAAUCCAGCUGAAUUUCAGUCAUAUUUGCGUAGCCAAGUUGCUGAAAUUAGACCAUCACUGCCAGCACUUCAGUGAUGUACCUUUCUGUGUUCCUUCUCUACAGUUGGACAAAAGUCUCAGCCUCUGACCCUAAUCCCUCUAACAAAACCUGAAAUGCAUCACCAUAAAAUAUACUGACUUUACAAAAAAAGUCUUUCUCAACCAUGAGAUCAAUGAAAGCACGCCUAACCCGAUUAGCCACUGGCUGCUAUAAUUUUUGAAUGUUAUGUUUUAGCCACAUAGAAGGGGGGCAGAGAUCAUCCAGCUGGGCACCAGGUUGGAGUGAGAUGCACAGAUUGCUCCAGAGUAUGCGGCAUGGGACAGGGAGCCAGGAGCGUCUUAGGUACAACUCAGUUCCUGGUGGAAACUUCUGUGAUGUUGGUCAAGACAUUUUAAGUAUUCCUGGCCUCUCUUUUCUCAUUUUCUAAAGGAGACUGAAGUCUACCAUUUCACAGGGAUAUUACGAGGAUUUACCUUAAAAUGUACUUCUGAAGUAUUUAUAAUGGUUAAUCAGGUUUUCCAUUAUGGAGUACUUAGGUUAUUUGGCUGACUUCAGCCACACAAACUCACACAAAUGCUAUACAUAGAAUACUUUGGAAUAUUUUGCAUUUGGCUCAUCUGAGUCACGGUUUCCAUCCAAAAAGAACCGUAAAAUAAUUUGAUUGUUUUAAUCUAAAUUAUUUUUAUGAAGAACCUCAUAAUAAAUGCUUUGAGAAGAACUCAGAGAUGAAGCGUGUUAAAAUAAUUAGGCUUAAAUAUCUCAUCAGAGUUGAAAGCAGAUAUGACUGCUGUCUACCAACAAGCUGCAGAAUGGCAGACGGAGGGCAUUUGUGGUAUAGCAUGAGAAAAGGAAAAGAACUGUUUUAGCAAAGAGAGGACAAUGGUGAUCAUUUGAUGGUCUGCCAACAGCUGGCCCUGAAUAUGUUUAGGGUGGAAAUUUUGGAAAAAAGUUCUGAGCCGUCAUAAGCAACUUCUGCAGCAACCUUCCAAUUGCAGGCACUGAGGACAAGCUGCAGCUUUUUUUUCAAGAUGGAGAUAUGGUUAUGUUAAAAAAAGUCAUCAAGGAGGUGUUCGCUGGCUUGCUUUCCAGUCCCUAAUUUCUUCUGCUACACCUGUUGUCCUAGGUCUCUUCAAUUCUAUUAUCUAUCAUUAAACUUCCAGUAGGAGUGGGCAGUUCAUCUCCCAUUUUUUAUGUUAAUAGAAAACCCAUGGCCAUUUUGAGAGAGAUUUAUUCACUGUCCAUCAAGAAGAUGGAGGUGUAACUCUUCCUAAACUAAUCUGAUUCUUACUUAAAAUCACUUCCCACCUAACACUCAUGACAGGAAUAAAGAUUAACAUUUUGAAGUAUUCUGAUAUCUUUGUUCUAAUCAAAUCACUUUAAUCAGAGAUUAAAAAUAUCACAUAAAGGUUAAAACAUAUGACCAUUUUCUUAAAAAAAAAUGCAAUAGAUGAAAAACUGAUACUGAUUUUAUAUGCACACAGUGCGAGUGUGAAUUUUUUAUUAGGUCAUCUGCCUUUAAUUAAACAUAACAUUUUUUGUUAUGCUAUUCUAGGAUAGGAUGUUUUUGUCAUUUUAUGGUUUCAUUGGGCUAUGGAAUAUUCCAAACAAUUUGAAAAUGUGGUUAGAUUAGUUUUCCCUUGGGUUUGACCUCAGUAAACUUAUCUUGCGGUAAAAGUAGAUUUCUUUGUCCUUAUUGCAUUUAUUACCUCAAGACAGUUGUCGUGUAUUGUAUUAAUAUAACGUGAAAAGGAGGAAGGGUGAAUUGGGUGUUUUCUGUUCUGUUGGGGUUUUUUUCCGCUACCCCCGAGACCAGCUUUGAGUCAUUCCUCCAAGAGGUCCCACUCCCCGUUGCUAAAGAGGUCUGUUGUUCUGUGAACAGGAGGGUGGGGGAGAGGUGAUUUGAGUCAUCUCAACUGGUUUGUCCUGGCAUAUGUUUCCUGCCCAUAAAUUGGGAUUGGCAAGGCUUGUCAGUGGCAGGCAGCCUCACCGUUGUUCCGGUUAUGCCUCGGAUGGCAUUUGCUGUGCCCCUCUGAUGUUUCUGAUUAUAUGUGUUUCUUUAGGGUAGGGAAAUAGAGAUGAAGCACAGCUCAGUGGCACAUCUCAGGCAGGCGCUGAAGGUGCUCAGAGGUGUUGGCCUGUGUUCCUUGAGGGUUUGUAGGCAAGUGAGGCUUUCAGUGUUGCUUUUAUGUGAGGGUCUGUUUCUUAGAUACUAUUCACCUCUUCUCGCAGCAAUUCCUCAAAAUAAAAAUGUAAAGCAUUAGUUAGAAUGGGUGCGUUUUUCUCACGAGAGUCUCUUCUGGCACGGAGAGCCGGUAUUUGCUAAUUGUUCAGCGCCUUUUAAUAAUUCCCUUUUUUAUUGACUCGUGCGAUCACUGCACGCAGAAGUUUUUCGGAGCUGUGCCGGCACACCGGUCACCACCAGCCUUUGCUUUGCAAGCCAUUCCCAGCUUAUGCUUGAAAAUAAAUAUAUAUUUAUACACAUGUAACAAACAGGGCUUCCUUCCGCGGUGUGGCGGGAGGUGCUGGUUUUCGCUUUCCCCCCACCGUCCAGCGCCUUGGCAGGGGGAAGCGAGCGAGGCGAUGGCUGUGUAAACCCAACCUCGGGGGCGAGGAUUAGCGUAAUGUGCGCCAGACAUUCCUCCCGCGGAGAUGCUGGCCGCUGCUGAAUGCGGCCGUGUCUGUGUGAGGCGAGGGAGUUUCCUGCUUUAAAUCACCAGCAGGCUCCGGCUGGGCGUUCCCGCUCCCGCUCGCUGCCCUUUUUUUUUUUAUUUUUUUAUUUUUUUUUUCCUUCCCCCUCAAUGAGUGUCCUUUGUGUAACCCCGCUAAUUCAGAAAAAUUCUCCGCGGUAAUUGGAACUGCCCCGUCACGUGGCUGCCGCCCGCCGAUUGGCCGCCCUUAAUUGGCGGGUCGCUAUAAGAACGGCGUGCGGCGGCGGCGGGCGCGCAGCUCGGCUUCCAGUCCGGCUCUGGGCGGCCCCGCUCCUGCGGUUGCCGGGGUGGGCACUGUCGGGGGCCGCGGGGCUCUCAUCGGCGACCGCCCCCACUCGCCCUCAUUGGGGGUCGCCCCUCGGCAGGGCUCGGGGCGCACGGGAGCUGCCUGUCAUCAGGAGGCGCCGCUCGGAUGGGCUCGGCACGGGUGAGUGAGGAGCGGCGGCGGCGGCUUCGCCCGCUCGGGAGGAUCGCCCGGCCCACAUUCGGGUGGCCGGGGCGGCGUGAGCGGGUUCUGUACGGCGGUUAACCGCGCCGGUGGGAAGCGAGCGCACCUGGGCGGGCGGGGGGAGGUUGUGGGGAGUGCCGGGGGUCUGCCAGCUCUCCCCCCUUGUCUUCUCUCUUCGCGGAGGGGGAAGUUUCUCAGACGCUUCUCGGAACCUUGUCUGGAUGCGAGUAACUCCAGCACGUGUGGCUGCGACUUCCUUGUCGUGGUGAACUUCUUUCUCCUUCCCGAGAAGGUGUGAGGGUGGCUGGCGGUGCUCAGGUGUGAGUUGUGAUGAGUGGAGUGUCUCCCGUGUGCAGAGGUUGGGGUUUCUGCCGGAGGGGAAGGCUGGGGCGACAGGCUGUGCUGAGCUUGCUUUGCUAUUGUUUUUCAUGUGCGGGGACUGAAGUGACUUUAAAUCACUAACUAGGCACAUUUCGUGGCAAAAUCGCUUGCUUUCUGCAUGGUAAAGCUAGAUGUAACUUCCGACGUGCCUGUUUCUUAAAUUCCUAACUAUUUAGAAAAAAAAGUAACAUAGUUCAGAGAUUACUCUCUCCAAGGUUGAAAUGUAAUGAGAUAUAUAUAUAUAUGAGUAUUCAGAGUAUUGUUUUUAUUGGACUCCUUAAUGUAGUGUGAUCCUAGAAACUGUAAAGAAAAUUAGUUACAGUGUGGAUGCAUAUAAAAUGUUUAUUUCAAUUAUAUUUAAAUCUGGUACGUUAAUUGUUACUGUGCAAACUGCCUGCAAGUCAGAUGGGAAACAGUACUGCCUGUAAUGUAUUUUAGAUCUUGCAUAAUGGUCAAUAAAGAGUGGGUAUGUUAUGUGGAAAUGGUAACUUAUGUUUCAAAUCUGCUGUUAACUUUGUGAGUUUUAUUUUUACUUUCUUUUUGAGCUGUAACUUCUUUAAGAUGCAUGUAGAAAGCACUUUGGUUACAGGUUAAAAGGUGUCAUUCAGAGUAUGCUCAUCUCAGUUGGUUUUGAUGCAUAAAAUACUCAUUUUCUUAUUUGUAAGUCUUUUGCUUUUGUCUGUCUUAAUUCCCCAUAUGAAGAUUUUUCCAAAAGAGGGAAAAAAAAAAACCCAACACUAACUAGUGUUGAGAUUACAUUUCUGUUAUGAAGCUUGUCUUAAUUGUUCAAAGGCCUUUCUCUCUUUCCUAAUACAAUUUUCGGAAGCUCUUUGAACAAUGCUGUAUAUAAAAAUAGAGCUCAAGGCUGUUGUGUAGCUAAAUUUAUUGUAAAAACGAGUAGGAAAUGUCUAAUAAGAGAAGCAAUAAAAAGAAUAGAUUUUGAGAUAAGCAUGGCUUCUAGAGGCGAUAUGCCUUUGCAAAUCGGGAAGAGUGUAACCCAACUUCUGCUAUCGGCAUCUCCUUCUUUGCUCAGGUGUGGCUGGACACCACCUGAAGAAAGUGCUGUUUUCAGGCUUGAGCAAACCGCUGUGAGGUCCUGCAAUUGUGGUGGGGCUGGGGAGCAGCUCCUUGCAGCUGGGUACGUUUUUACUUAUAGAUUUACCAAUUAAAAUUCCAGAGGAAGAAUUCAUAAGGUUAGCAUUCUUGCCAGAGGUCCCCUGCUCCCUUCCCCCCACUCUACCAAAAAUAAAAAGCACAUACUACUCUGCUUUAAUAGUGAAAGCUCGAAAAAAUGUAACUGCAGUUGAUUUGUUGUCUGUUAAUAAAAUGAUCAGCCACCUCCCACUGGGUUUCUCUCACCUGUUUUGAAAUACUUGUAUGAGGUGAAGGCUGACUGAUUUUAGCGUAAACUGAAAUUUCAGGAAUUAAAUAAACAUGUUCCAGUCUAAUUCUGUUUAGAUCAUGUCUGUUACUUGUAUUUUGAUUUGUGUCAUACUGUUGACUGUUCCAGUUUAUUCAUUAAAAAAAAACCCUUGCGUUUUGUAGUAUGUGAUCUCACGCAAAACCACACUUUAUGCUCAUUCUGUUAGUAUGUUUUUGCUGUCUGAUUUUUGUGAGCAUAUGUAAUGAAAUUCUAAAAAGAAAACACUUGGAAUUACAAAAUGCUGGGAGGAGAAAAAAAUCUGAAAUUAAAACUACCACAAGUAAAGUUUGCUAUGUAUCAUGAUGACUGUUUUUAUUAAUUAUUGCAAAUGGUCAUGCUUGAUGACUGAUGUAGAGAAGAGCAGACAUGAGAAAUGCAUAUAACCAGGGAUUUUGUUGAUUAUGGUUGGUUUUUUUUAUGGUGACAGUUGUAGUUUGUGUCAGCUGGCAACUCUGCUGAAAGGGUUACAUGGCUGGUUCACUUCUGUCCUUGGUUUAUUCAGUCAUUUAGUAGCCCUUCAGUGGUGGAUGGAUUCUGUAAAACAUUUGGAUUGUGUGAAUAGCAAGACAGCAUGUGCAUGUGGAGAUGCUUGCCUGUGUGAUAUUACAGUGCUGAACAGCGUUACCUGGAAUUGUCAGAUACCAGCAGAUUCUGGACUCCUUAUUAAUUAUGAUAUUCUCAGACAACGUGCUGGUGCAUGUUGCACUUCUCUCUUGUUUCACACAUACACAUGCUGACCUCCUGGAUACAGAUAGCUUUUUAUGACCAGACCAGUUUUUGAGUGAGGGAGAUUAGAAAUCAUUAUAGCAGCUGCAGUGACGUAUGGAAACUUCGAAUGCAUGGUGCAUGCCCCCCACCCCAUAGCAUCUUGAACUGGUUAGAUUACACGGGUAAUUUCAGUGUCUGAUUUUUUUUUUUUCCGCUAAAACGUGACAGUGAGGGAAUUGCUUUUGAUAGUACUAUGGUUUGCCACCUCUUGGAAGUCUCCCCUCUCCCCCCAAAUUUUUUGGGGCUGGCUGUUUUAUGUCUAGAUAGCCUUAAUUUAAGGAAAGAUUUUAAUAGGCAAGGAUACUUGUUUCAAAUCUUUGAAGAUAGGUUAAGCUUUAUUAUAUAGUAAAGGGAGGAAGGAGUUGCCCCUUAAGUUAACUUGUCUUAACUGCAGUUCUCUGACCAGAGCAAGAUUUUUUUCCCCUUUCAUAUUCUAACUGUGCUGAGGCUUGAAAACUGGAUUCUUUAUCUGUAAGCCAUUCUAUAUAAAUGUAGAAACACUUUGUUCUCCCAUCUGUAACUUUAGUACUGGAGGUAGUUCUUCUGCACCUAUCCCUGUUAGAAAUGCAGUGUAAUAGGACUGAAAUACUUUUCCCAGGGGGUGAUCAGGCUAUUAUGUCUGACUUGAUUUGUUCCUACAAAUUACUUAUCACAGCAAGAGCUGAAAAGUUGAACUUGUGUUACUUGUUUCUUUAGGAUUUGUAAGAAAGGGGAAACACCUUUAAAAAUAUAUCCCUAAGAGAUAUGGCAAGUGUAUAAGCUUGUGGUAGGUUGAUAUUACCUUAAAUACCUUAUUGAAUAUUCUCAGCACCAAAAAAAAAAGUUAAAAUCUAAGCUACUGGAUGGGCAAACUGAGGUGGGGUGUGUAUCUAAAUGCUUGUCUCCGACACACAUGAUAAAUGUAAUUAUAGUGGCUUCAUUCAAAAUGCCAAAACAUCAUCAUCAACUCAUUUCUGUGAAUAUCUUGUAUUGCUCAUAAAGCUGAUGAGAAGUAAAGAUUUAAAUCAAGCGAUUUACUGGUACGCAGAGCAGUAUCUUAGAAGUUCAACAGUCACAGGACAGAAAAUCAUCUUUUAUGGCUCAGAUGAAGCAAAGUUUAAGAAUGAAUUGACUCAAGAAACCUUUGUGGAGUUACUGUGUGGCUUUGAAGCUGAUGAUGAGAGUGAUGACCUACAAAUAGAAGGUGUGAAAAUGAAAGAACUCUGUGGCACAUAUAGAGGUUCUCUGGACUGUCAUCCUGACCCCAGAGGGUUGGGCUAACUGUUUUUAAGCAAAUCCUGGUGACUAUAUUUCUGACCUGUUCCUGAAGAUACCUGACGUGGGCAUAUUGUGCGAUUCUAUGCAGGAAAGCUUGCCUUCUGAACAAUAAAGAUAUUGCCUAACCUAACUAUUCCUAGCGAUGAGUUUGAACUACAACUAUUUGCCCAAGAAGAACAGUUUAUGCCUCCUUUUCAAGCUGGUAUGCUUGUGCACUAUUUUAUGUCCCCUCAGUCAGGGACAAUUGGGUCAUUUUGCCUGAAUAGAGCUCGGGGAAGGUGGGACUGGGUAUGGUUUGUGGAAGAGCACUGUGAUCUCCUAGAAAUUAGUCUGUUUCUAGAGAGUCUGAUUUGUUUUUAAAGAUGAGAAUUUUAGUCUUUGACUGUAGUAUACAACAGCUGCAUAACACACAUCUAAGUUCAGGGAAGAAGCUGUGUAGCUGUUUUUUUAAAAAAUACUGUAUUGACACAGCUCAUACUGUGUAUUAAAAGAUGAAGUAUUGAACCAGGGAAAAUGAUGAUCUGACAGAAUUAUUGCUUAGAAACACUGAGCAGGCAGUAUUUUUCUGAAGUAGAAAUUCUCACCUCCUUUUUGUAUAUCCCUGUUCAGAAUCCUACCUACUCCUAUCGUGUGUUUUAUUUCUCUCUGAGCACAGGCGUGGCUGAUCUCUUCUAAUGCUCACUCAAGAAAUAAGUUUUCUAGUCCAUAGUAGUACUGUUGCAGGUUUUUGUUAUAUUGCUGAUCAAAUUCAGAAGCCAUGCUUUUUACCCUAGUGUCUCAUGUGCGUCACUGCAAGUAUUUUUGCAUGACAUCCACCCAUGCCAAUGUCUUAUUAGUGCAUGUAUCCAUGUUGAUAAUUUCUUGGUCUUUGUAGAUGAGGGAGAGAAAAGAAAUCUUUAAUUCUGAAUGGAUGGAUGUUCAUGUGUCACAACAGUAUAUGCUUGCUUUUAGUACCAGACAGGGAUGCAUCUCUCCCAGUGAAUCUGCAGAUUUGAGUUAUUCUCCACAUAAUGUGAAGUAAAAGUCAACAGCUUGAAAAGAAUUAUGUUUGCCUUCUAAUGGUCAUUCUAAACUACAUCUUUGUAAUAACUGUGCCAGACUUUCUGCAAACUUUUGCAUUUUUUUUCUUGCCCGUUGGCUUGUGCUACUGAAGUCAUGCUCUGUAGUUAUUAUGUGAUGCCACUUAUCUGUUCCAUAAUCAUCUUGAACCAGAUGUUUCACUUUUCUUCACUGUCAGAAAUAUCUGCUAUAAAUAGGUGCAUAGUACUGUGCAUUUUUUUUUUUUGCUGUGUUGGUCAUGGUGAAACUGCAUGUUUAAAUUGAUGCUCAUUUUAAGAGCAACAUCUGGUUUAAAUUUUGCAGCCAGCUGCUCACACCUUAAGGAAAACAUCAGGGCUGGAUGACUUGUGAAUAAUUAAAUAUUUGUAUUUUACUAAUCUUUAGCUGCACUUGCUUAACAAGUGUGUGGUUGGGCAAUAAGCGUGAAAUGGUUUCUAUUAGCAACUGUUGCCUAUAUCUUCACUGAAAAUACUGGGAGUAGUUGUGUUUUUGAGGGGCCUGUUUUUCUUUUUUUUUUUUUUUUUAAUUUGUUUUGGGGGGGAACAAGUGAAACAAACCAUUGAAAAUAUUUUUUUAAAACCAGACUUGUAUUUUCAUAAUGUUUGAACACGAUCUUAUUUUAAAUUUCAGGCUUAGUUAAAAGCUAUGUUGUUGUGAUAACAAAGGUUCAGCAUUCAGAGGUGUGCUUCACAGAAUAGAAUUCAAAUUCUUUGAAUGGAAGAUGAUCAUAUUAAUAUGAAUAUAUGAUAACAUUUCUGGUUUUGUCUAGAAAGGGAUAUAUUUCCCAGUAUCCAUCGGCAGGCACAAAGGGGAAGUUGGUGUGCUAGCAAGUUGUCAACAAAAGGGAUGGGGGAAAAAAAAUCAAGAGUAUCAUGGGAUGGAAUACUUGGCCAUCUUGGUCAUUCAGGAAGCAUCUAAAGAAACUGAAGUAAUGUAGGAUUUGGUCUCUUUUGAGCUAUUCCAAGCAAAUCUUGCAAGUUGGAAAAAUUCCCACCAAAUACACUAGUUAGUAAGAUAACAGCUUUUGCAUGGAGGUCCUCGUAUAGCAUUGACAAACACUGAACUCCUCAAACCUAUGUCCUUAGUUAAGCUUAUGAAUGAAUUCAUAUGUGAGAGGUGUGAUAUGCAAAUACACGUAAUUAGUGGCUACAUUUAUAAUACCACUAAUCACUUAUCAGUGCAUAAUUCUUUCUAAAUCAGUUGAAUGUCUCUUCAGAAGCUUGAGGGUAUUUCCUUAGGUGCUUGAUAAAGGAAAUACUGACUUUUCAACAAGUAAAUUAAAAUAACAGUGUUCUGCUGGAUGCUGUUUGUGCUUUGAAUAUGUGUGCUAGUAUUAAUCAGUUUGCACUGUGGUUAGUAAUGAGCCUCAAAAAUUAAGUCUGCACUUGACAUAGUCCCUAGUGAAUAAAAAAAAAACAACCCUGAGAUUGUUGUUGGUAAUUGGCACUUUCAAUUUAUCUCUGACAAUAGCAACACCAGCCUUCUUCAGGAUGCCAGCUCCCUAAAUAGGCAGAUAUUUUAUUGUAUGAAAUGACAGGCGGGUGAAGUGUCUGCUGGGGUUGGGGGGGGGGGCAACAGCCGAAGUCAGUGUGCUGUGGUUGCAGCUGAGCUGGAGCCCUGGCUGGGAGAGCUCUACCCCUCUGCUGAAAUUCCUCAGGGAAGGAAGGAGUGGACGGGAGGCCUCCCUCCCCACAAGCAGCUGUGGAAUGAGAAUGAAAUCCAAUGUUUAUUCUUUCUACCGGAAACUAUAGGAAAUGUAGCACUCAUGUAAGUUGCAUAAUAGUAUUUGCAGUUGUGAUAGGGAGAGCCCGAGUAGGGCGCGAGGAGAGCCUGCUGUUAGAAACCCUGAUGCUCCCAGAGAAGAAAAACUGCAGUGUGGGCUGCAAAAGGGUUGAAUUGCUUUAUCAGGGAGCUGCCCUGGUUCUUUAAGGGAAUCUUUUUUUCUGGUUUGUGACGUUUGGUCAGUAUGUGCCAGUUAAAGCAUUCUGGGGGAGGAACUGUUAGUGCAAGCAGAGAGGAUGUGCCCUGUGGCUGGGGUGAGGAACUGGAAGUGGCCGAUUUGUUUCCACUCUGCUGCUGCUCUGCUGCCUAGUGAAGGCAAUCUUGUGGUGGAAGUUGUCUGUGAUUUUUUUUUUUUUGGGUCUCGUGAGUUACUAGAGUGCUACUAGUUGUCCUCUCUCAUCCACUGUUAUCAGCUCCAGGAGCCUGGCUUUGCUUUGUGCUGCUUGGGUGUCUUGACAGGUUGAAAUGACUGAUGAUACCCAAGCUCUACAUCUUCACAUACAGGACAUGCAAGUGCUAGCCUUGGUCAAACAGGUGCAAUAUGAGCAUGACUCUUAAUAUUAACGCUGCUUUAGCUGGGCGAUCCCCUGCCUCUCUGGAACUGCUUAGAAACUGCUAGUUGAGGAAUAUCAAAUGGGUCCCAUUAAGACCUUCUGUAAUACAGCAGCUGGAGAAGGCAAAAAUACCACUUUCAGAAGACCUAACUACUUUCUCACAACUGGUUUAUGGCUGUGGGAAGAAUGAACCUCUGGUUCUUUGUCUGAAAUCUAUGUGUAAUUUUAGUGAAAGUACACUGAUGUCAGGCUGAUGCUCAAAGUUGGAACCUCCUUCCUGGUUUUCUUCAGCUGUUUUCAGUAGGCAGAAAGAUGGGGACGAAUGCUUUACUUAUGAAUGGGAAAGUCGUGUCUUCUAGCAGUUACAAUAGUAAUAGCACCAAGGCUACUGUAGAAGAUACCUUUGUGUAAUGAAAACUGAAAUGUACAACAUCUUUCUUAUACCAUGAAAGAAACCUCUUAUGACUGUUAUCCUAUUUAGAUGUUUCUUGGAAAUGAUGUAUUUCAGUAACAAUGUUAUAUAGCAAAAAUUCCUCUGAAAAAGAUAUGUGGAUCGUAUAGUAGAAAAUUAGUACAGAAGGUGGCAUUACAUUUGAAUAAGAAACCUUUAAUUGCCUCUUAACUGUGAGGUACCAUGGUGUGUCUUGCUCUCCUGUUAGGUACAGAACACGUCUGUUAGAUUAUCUGCUUGGGUAGAGAGUCAAAAAGCUGUAUUGACAAGCUAAGUGCUGUAUUUUCCCCAGGAGUUUCUGCCCGAAGAGUUGCAUGUUGUAGCCAGAACACCCCUCGAUAAUGUGUGACUUCAGUGAUUAUGACUGGUUUGGUUUGGGUACGUUCAAUAUACUUCAGCUGCCUGAUAAAUUGGCCUGCUGGAACUCUCUAACUUCUUGGCUGGCGUUAAGAGCAUGUAAUUCUGUGGUGAAGGAGCAGCAUGCAGUUCAAUACCACAUAAGUACACAUCAAUUAAAAAGUGCCUAGAUAUGGGCAGGGAAGCUUAGUCAAAUAUUCCUUUGGGGGGCGGGGAGGGAACUAAGCAUGUCUGUUGUAGAUAAAGCUGUUUUUUUUGUGACAGUCUGGAGAGCCAAAACAUUUGGGAAAACCAUUCCUGGGAUGUCAGGUUAACCUUCUUUUUUGUGGGUUGCAUUCAGAAGCCUGGUUAGACACGAACAGUGAAGGUGCUAGAGGCUAUUCUGAGAAGCAUAGUUCUGUAGGCAGACCACAGGUGUUUUCUUCCUGGAAUCCAGCAUUUACCUUCCCUUUUUUUUUUUUUUUUGGUGCAGAGUUGCUUCUUUGGCAUCUUGUGUUUGUAAAUACAAUUUUUAUGGAAUUUAGGAGAUAGUCUUAUGCUUUGGGGAUGUGUUGAGAAUCAAAAAUUGUUUAAAGAACUUGCUUAGCAGACACCUUGAUUUAAAAACAACACACCCACUUGAUUGUGAUGCUAUUCAGGGAAAUGAUUCAGUGCAGUUUCGGUGGGUUUAAACAAUGGCUUAGUGGCACACCUAUUAUGUAGAAAGCUGACUUUCAAAUAGGAUGCCUGUUUUCUGCAACUCUAUACAUAGCUAACAGCCACAAGGCAAUACUUGGUAGUUGGUAUACACGUCCUGUACAGAGCAUGCUUCAUUGAAUACUAUUUUCCCAUGUGCUGAAGGUUACCAGGUGAACUGGAAAUAUUGGAAUGAUUUGUUGGAUCCUUCAGGUUUUGCUUUCAGAGCUGCUUUAUCUUGCAGUAAAACAUAACUAGGAGUGUAGUCGAUUCACACAUAGUAUGUGCAGUCAAGUCUGAAAUGGUACACUUAGAUUUUUUUUUUUUUCUCACUCUACACACAGGUUGUAAUAGCACGCUAGCUCAUUUAUCUGUAUCUCUUUGUUCAUGGCCAGUUUGAGUUGCAUAUAGUAAAAUACAUUGUGGAGAGCUUAUGGUCUUGAGCUCAGCUCAUAGUCUUCAGUUUUGUGCUUAAAUUUGUGUUCAGAAAUAGUAGAGCUGACAGUGAGUGGCAGCCUGCAGUGAUGAAGCUGUGCUCACAACACACCUUUACAUAGAGCACUGACACCUCGCUAUAAAAUCCCUAGCUGAAGUCCCUCAUACAGUGUGAAUUUUGACUGCUUUACCCCUGCCUGUGUGCAUGUCAGGCACACAUCUGAGAGUGACUGUGCUGUGGAUGGGUACUGUACAAAUGACUCAGUUCCUGUUCCUUCGGCUGAAGCUUCGUUAGGAGUUCUCAAAAAAGUAUUUCAGAAUGUGGAUGUGGUCAACAUAGUCAUUUUCCAGGCAUCUUAAAGGAAACCCACAUCAACUGUGAAAGUGAACUUUGAACUCUUCUGUCCUGCCACCAACAGAACUUGGGCAGUGCUGGAUGGGAAUGCUUGUUUGCUUCAGCCCAGAUCUUCUCUUGCCACUGUGUACUUCUUGCCCUUGAGAUUAACUGCCCAGUUAUUUUUCAGGAGAAUUUCCAGUGAUGCAUCUGUGUAUGACUGAUUCACUACUCUGCUGGUGGGACAUCAACUAGACAGGUAGUUAGAAACAGCUUCUGACAAAUUUAGGCCCCAUUUAGUUGUUCAGCACACUUAAGUAAUACUGAAAGUAGUUAAACUCACUAGAACAUGUAGUGUUAUUUCCCAGUUACUAUGGCAAAUUGUGGUACAAAACACUUUACUUGUACUGUACCUCCUAGGAUUUAAUAUAUAGCCUUAUUUGAGUAAGUUCUCUUGAAGGCAUCAAUUAUUAAAAGAGGGUCUGUUUUGAGGUGUCAGAUGGAUUACUUUUACUGAAAAUGUUUAUCUUGUACUCUGAAUCUUUGCCUGUUUAGAAUGGCUUAUUUUUAAGCAACUUUACCAUAGUCUUCAUGACUUAUGCAGUGGAUUUUUUUUGUACAUAUACCAGUUGUGAUUAUGUAUACAUUAUGCAAGCCAUGAAUAUACCAGGAUCUAGUCUUUGAAUGGUGUUAUCUUCAAAUGACUCUUUUAAUACACUUCCUCUAGUUUAAUGAUAUGUGCAACUGUGCCAUCUAAUUGUUAUCUUGUGCUGAUGUUUGUAUUCAUAUAGUGCUCUGGAUUUCCCUGUUGGUUACCCAGCGAUGCUGCAUGAGGCGUUCUGCCAACAAAGGGGAGAUGUUUCCCCGGAGAGCCUUUAGAAUGCUAUUCCAGUGGGAUGGUGAAGCAAGUCUCCAAAUGGCAGCAUACGCUGCAUUUAGAAGAAAAAUGCUACUGUGCAGAUGACAGGGAAAAUGUUUUGAGCAUGUGUUGGAAAAUAUAACUCUCAGGUCUCUUACCUGGAAACCUGUGCAUUCCGUACAGAGUGAACCAUGCUGUUUAGGUAUAAAGCAAUUAGAGUGGAAAAGCUGUGUUAUCCGUAACUCUAGAAGUUGUAAAUGAGUGGCUCUGUGUUCAGCCUUCCUUACGGUUUUUGACAGCAAUAAGGAAUUGUUUUGUGCCUUACUUCACAUGUUAACAGUGGUAGCAGUGAGUCUCUUACAAGCAGAGAGAGAAAAGGAGGUAAGACUUGAUCUGAAGGAGAUCAUGACAUUUCGCGGACGUAUGAUGGGAAGUCAAGAGUGCCUGCCGUCCUUGAUGCCUAUCGGAAGUGUUCAUGUCCAUGUUUUUGUUUGGGCAUCCCCCCUCGCCUUUAGAAAAGGGUGAGGAUUAAUGAGACUGGCAAUUUGAUAGUGGUUUCUGUAUUACUGCUCUGCAUUGCAAAAUAUCAGGUGUAUCUAGACUUUACCAAAUGGUUUAUCAGGACAAAUCAACUUGAUGUUUUUAAAAUAUGCUUUCAUAAUAGUUAGAAUUUUAAACUACUAUUAUACUACACAGACAUCUUUCUUUUUUCUUCUUCAUCUGAUAUUAAGAAUGAAAGUAUGCAGUGUGAGAUCUGAAUUUAUUGUGGCCACGUUUAAGUUUUCUUAAUGUCAUCUUGACCUGUAGUAGGAAUCUAGUUCUAAAGGUUUUGCCUCAAAGAUUAAAUUUAAUUGCAAUGAUGGAUCUGACACAUUUCUGACUGUUGUGCAGUUUAUUCUGCAGUGAAUGUAACUUUCCAUCUUAAGGUAACCUUGCUUUUAGACAAACUACUGUGAAUGAGUAUAGAACACUUUGUCACUUCUGUGCUUGUUACAGAGAUUGCUGCUGAUUUUUCUUUUAAAAACAACUUGUGUACUGACAUACUUGUGUCACUAUGUCUUGCAGCUGUAGAGAGCUGGAGACCACUGAACUCAUUAAACCAUCUCUGUUCUAAAGUGCAAUCUUCAUUCACAAUACUGAUAUGAAUGUGAAAUGGUUGGUCUGUAUCCUCUGCUUGCUAAUUCAAACUUACUGUUGCUUUUGAGUUUUUUGUUUGUGGAAUGUUUAUAGCAUUCAGAUGCUCAGUAAGUGUUUGGUGGAUUGUCCUUGCAUCCUGCUUGGAUGCUUGGUCUUUAAAACUUUACCUUUUGAGUAUACUUUACCAUCAUUUCUUCAUGAUGUAUCUUUUGUAAUGAAAAAACCCUUUUGGGUAGAAAGUUACUGAGCUAGAUUAGACAUGAUUCCAAAAGGCUUUCUUAUGAAACGUAAUGUGGAUAAUGCAGCUGCUUGAAUAUUCCCAGAGGAGUACCUAGGACUUGCUCAUGCUCUGCAAUGGUAUUCUUAGAAGUAAGGAUAGGUAAUAUUUGCAUUUAAGAUAGUGUCCUAUUAAGGAGCUGAAUUUAACAGUGACUGAGUGGGCACUGCAGUAAAUCAAACUGCAUGAAAUAGGUUGGUUAUAGCCUAUGUUUAUAUAACAGCCUGUAGUCACAGUUUGGUUUGAGGUUGUUUGGUUUUUAAGUAUGUGCUGGGAACUGGGGAUAAUGGCUUCUCAGCAGAGUUCUCCCCUUGGAGACCAAAAUCCUCUCUGUGUUUACCAUUGGCACUUCAUGCAUCCUUGAGGUUGAGCUUAUCUGGACCAGGUCAGGAGUCCUCAUGAGAAGCUGCAGUUAAGUAAGAUCUGCUCUUGUAAUGCAGUGUUUGUAGCAAGCUUCUCAAAUUGCAGAAUGAGUUUAAUCACUGUCCACUACUACACACUGUAGUAAUGGAGUGUUAAUCUCCAAGUUUUGAUAUCAAAUGUUCCUUAAUAUAUUAUUCAAAACUGAGACUGCCCUGGGAUUGGCAUAGUCUACUGUUUUGUCAUAACUUGAAUCUGUACAACAUUAAAUAUUACUGGUAUUUUAUACUAUUUGGGAUUUCCCUUCAAGAAUCCUUUUUCAAACUCACUGGUAUGCUAGUCUUUAUUCUUUUCUCUGUAUUGUGAAUUCCUGUCACCAUAGUCUCUGCCUGCCCUGAAAAAUUGCCUUCCUCAUUCUAAGAUGAAGGACAAUAAUGCUUCCCAUUUGUCUGUUGUGGAUAUGUUUUUGAAUCUCAGUGUUCCUGAGAUUUUUGAGGUAUCUCAUCCCAAUGAACUGGAUACUCAAGUGAACUAGUUCUUGGUUCUUUCCAGUUCCAAUUUAUACAUCAACAGUCUUUGGCUGAUUUUUAUCCUUGUCUUGGAGAUAGUCUAAAAACAGUUCACGUUAUAGAAAAUCUAGAAGAUAAUCUUGGCAAGGUUCUGAGUGGGUAAAACAGCCUGGAGAUUGUAUCUACUGUGGGAGAAUAUGCUUCUCCAGCUGUUGCUUCCUCUGUUCUGUUUCAUGGUAGUUACAUCACCUGCACAAAAUAUUUCUUCAAGUUCACUCUUCUCUUCUAGGUUCUGUAUUAGCCCUUUUUGAGAAAGGGAUAAAGUAAAAGCUAAAUCCUCGUACUAUGAUGUGGUCACAUACUUUUUGACCUAUUAAGUUUGUGGCUUUAUGGUUUUUCUUCAGUAUCCUAUUUGUCUCUCUCUUCUAGUAUUAAGUUGCUAAACUAUGCCAAAGUCCUCUUUGUAUGUUAUAAGUAGCCUUUAUCAGCAGUAGCAGUAUUGUCAGCAUCUCUUGUAUCCUUGAGACUUACCCCAGAUUUUUGUGCCCUUUUACCUUAUUGUGGCGUUUUCUAAAAACUUACUGAUUAGCAGUCAGUACAUGUAGUGUGCUUCUACACUGAUGGGUGCAGCCACUUGUUUUACCUAACUCUUCAUUUUCUGUAUGAUCUCAAGCAUGAGUGGUAGGCCUGGCUUUGAUUCGCAUGUGUUGCUCAAAUGUUGAUAGCCUUAUUAAAUGGCUCAGAUGAUGGCUUGUGUUGGGGCAUCAAACUCAUUUUUCACUGGGGGCCACAGCGGCCUCAUGGUUGCCUUCAAAGGGCCAAAUGUAAUUUUAAGACUGUGUAAAUGUAACUUCUCCUACAUGAGCUGUGGGAUAAACUUCUACAUUUCCUACUUUUCCUACAGUCCUAAAAUUACAUUUGACCCUUUGAAGGUAACUGUGAGGCUGAUGUGGCCCCCGGUGAAAAUGAGUUUGACACCCCUGGCCUAUGUAGUAUGGUCCCAGAUCCAAAUAGGUCUUUCUGCUUAAAUGCUUAAAGAAUGUAAAAUAGUAGUGAUAUCCCUCUCUCUUCCCCUGGCAGUGCACUUGUUUGUUCAUGUUUACCUAAUCUCAUCACCUCAGUGCAAGUGUAUAUGUAUCUGUAUAUUUAUGUGGGGAGGGGGCAGAGGAUCUUCAUGUAAGUGGUUGUUUAAGACAUACACAAUGUUCUUGUUUCCCUGUGGAUCCUCUGUUCUCUGUGUGUUUUAAAACUUCAUUGCUGGUUAACUUGGAAAGCUAGAUCUGUGUGACUUUUCCCACAGCAUGCUUGGGAGUACAAAUUUAGAGCAAGGAAAUGUAGUAUCUUCAAAAGCAUUUAUCAGCUUUGAUGCCACCGUGUCCCUUACACAUCACUGUUUGAUUUCUCUGAAGUCAAAUACAGAAUAUUGCUUAUCUAGAGCUGGGUGUAUUGGUGUUUGUAACCAGCAUGUGACUUGCUGGUGUGUAUUACUUCAUGCACAUUUAAUAUCGGUAAAUAUUAGCCCUGAUUCUGUAGAGCAGAUGUGUAUUUUUGGGAAGUUUCUUACUAUGUUGUACCUGUUGCUCUUCUGCUGGGCCUAUUUCUCAUCACCAUUUCUGGUUUAAAGGAAGCAAAAUCAUGUGAGCUGUGGGAUAAACAUAUGCGUUUAGGUCUCUCUGACAUAGUAGCAUGCUGUUUUCAUGUGAUAAUCUUCAGGCAAGAUAAAAUGUAUCCCUGGCUUUCAGAUUUCUCUUGUAAAGAAUUCUUAACCCUUUAAGAAUUGCGGUCCUUAUUUUUGUUACUGUGAGGUGCUUCAUUUUCUAAAUAAUUUGGAGAACACUUAACUACAAUACCAGUUCUGGUUUAAUUUCAAAUUUUCUGAAGACCUUAACUUCCAGAUUAUAGUACAGAUACCGUUAUGUUUAGAUCUCCAGGCUUCUGUGGGCAUUAAUAUUCCCUAAUGACUUUUUUUAGGUAUCCACCUUAUUACUGUCUUUUUGUUGAAGUUGUAGAUUCUGCAUUUUCUUAAUCUAUAUUUGGAUGAUGUAACACUCAGACCUUCCUAAUGUAUUGUGUAACUUGGCCUUUGUUUCAAGAGUAGUGCUGGCUGCUGUAUAACAGGUGUGACAUUUUGGGUGGACUUGUUCUUUUUGUUGGAUGCUCCUAGCAUUUACCAGGGGGAGGAAGGUGGCUGUUAUCUUACUGCAUGUCUCGGAGGGUGAAAGCAAGUCCCUCUGAGUCAUAAGGCAAAACAAAGCCCAAACCAUGCCUAUAGUCCAGGUUCCCCAUCACACAGGCUUACAACUAAUUAGUCAUUAUAUCUUUUUCCCAGCUAACUCAGGUCUGCUUGCAGGGGGCAGAGUUCCCUGUAGAAUAAUAGGAUGAUCAGACACAGUUUAAGUUCUCAGCAUAAAUGUAGUUAACUUCAUAUUGCACUUAGUUGGGAGUGGGGGGUGUUUACCUUCCCCAGCCGAGUUUUUCACAGGAAGGAAGUUAGGGCAGGGUGGGGAAAACGGGACAGUAAAUGAAUUUAUAUUCACCACCCUCCUAUUGCUUAUUAUGGUGUGAUACAGGACUAGGUGGCUUUGUAGCAUUUCCAUAAUUAAAUAAUCAAAUGCCAUAUGUUGGAAAGUUCAAGUAACACAUGAACACUGUUUUCUUCUGGAGUACUAACUGCAGUUGGAAGAGUAGCUUUGAAGUAGAUCCUUGAAGACUAUACAGAAGGAUCACACUGUCAGUGCUGGGAAUUGCUGUUAGGAAUUGUUGCCACUUGACUUGUUAUCCUGCUUUUGUACCAAACUUGUCUCAUCCCUGUCAUGCUUUCACUUAUUCACUAGGUUGCCAUUUCACAUUGAUACUUUCUUUCCCCAAUAUUCUCUGCACAUAGGUAUCCAGCAUAAAUAAAUGACCAUGCUGGUAAAGAUGAGGGCCCCUGUUUUCCACACAGAUUGGGUACUGUGCAUGGUAUCUUGGAAUUGAAUUGUGUACGAGAGACAUAGUAGACCUUUGAGAGCCUGACCAUCAAAGAUUAUGUGCUGUAGGGGUACUGAGAUGCUUGUUUAAAUUCAGCAAGCAUCAGAAUUUGGUAGCAUUUAGUCUUAAAAUCUCAGCUGAAUCAUGUGCACUAAAAAUAUACUAUUUUGUGCUUAACUCAUUUAGUUUCUACUUAUGUCUCAGUUGGAUUGCUAGUCAAACUGGUAAUAUUUGGUGUACUGGGUGUGUGCUGUUGCAAGGUGCAUGCAUGCUGUUUAGAAAAUGAAAAUUAAGCUAGCUGAAGAUGUAAUAAAGUUCUUUGCUUGUUGAAUCUUAGCAUCUCUAUUACAACAAUGUUGAUGUGCUGUGAGCACCAACUACUUGCCUCUUAAAUGGCUGGGUGGGCUUCUUUCUUACGUGUGCCACACCCUGAUGUAUGUCCAUAAUACCAAUGUGCAGUAAGUCUGGCAAACCUAUUGCACAGGGGAUGCUUACUCAUGGGCUGUGGCUUGUGCCAUUUUGUAGGUCUGGGUUAAAGAGAGGGACUUAGGGGCAUGCAGGUUAAUGGGAGAGAGAAGAGAGUUCAUUUUCCCUUCCCAACUUUUUUCCACUUCGGCAAUCUGCUGCACUAUAACCCUGCCUGAGGCUUAGAAACGCUGGUUUUGUGUCCACACAAGCAAAUCUAGCUGCAGGUGUUUGUCAUAUGGUAAGUGUGCAGAAAGCUACUUCACGUGUAUCUUAAAAAGAACUGAACUGGAAUCCUCUGGCAAGGUGUUUGCUUAACACUGUGGACCUAAACAGAAACUUCAUUGCCACUGUUUGCUGUCUUCAUAUAAAAUUGCCUCACUGCUCAUAAAACUGUGAUUUGGUGAAUAAGCUAAUUCAGUUUCUCGUAUUACCAUCCAGUGGACGGUUAAAACACACUAGGCUAUAGGCACUUAGUAUAAUAAUAGCUGACAACUGAAUACUACUUGCUUGAAGGACAGCAUAGUCCUGAUGCGGACGUUAUAGAAAGGAAGAUCGUUACUUUUUAGCAUACAGAAACCUACAGCUUAGGAACUUUAAUUCAUGCUUAUACUAUUUUAUGGAAGCUUUGUGCUAUUUUUCAAUAGCACAGAUAUUCAACAGCUCAGAUAGUCAUUCCAUUAACUUCAGUGGACAGUUUGCUUAACUCUAUAACUAACUCAGAGUUAUGUAGACAUUAAUAAUAUGUUUAUCUGUGGAGUUUUUUGCAUGCUAGAAAAAGUAAUUGUUUGCAGCAUCUUUUAUGGGUUUUUACAGUUAAGCCUCUUUAUUUGUAUCAAAUCUUUCAAAGACUGCAUCUGUGAAGUCAGCUCAAAAAUAGUCCUGGUUAAAGGUAGCUGCGUUUGCAUUUAUCAGCAAUUAAGUUUUGAAAACAAGCUACUUAUUUGGCCUCUGAGAAUGCAAAUGGCUUUGCCUUUAGGAAGUUGUUUUAGAAAGUUGUGCCAACUCUAUACCUCCCUGGGCUUGCUUAUACUAGUGUGCUCUGGCAGAGCAAUUUAAAAAAUGUCUUGGGCAGGAUUUUAAUAAAUCUAUUUAGCCCAAUCAGAAGCUUCACUUAAUGGAGCAAUAUAUAAAUAGUUGCGGAGAGUCAAGUGACCAUCAGCUGGUCUGAAGGGGUUUGACCACCCCAGUCACAGGGUCUGAGGUAUGCGGGAGCUGGGAUCGCCGAAAACACGCUUUGCUGCAGAGAUAUCCCGGCUCUGGCGUAAUUACGUAACUGCAGAGGAAUUCAUGGCCGUAAGAAUGUGUUUUAAUUAGACACCUGUAUUUAAUGUUGGUUUCACCUUCUGUAUCACUACUGUGGGCUUUUCCAAAAAGAAAAAAGGUUACUGCCUCAGUUAACUUUCCCAUUUCAUUAAGUAGUGCAUAUUGCAACAGAGAGCUGAACUCCACAAUUACACAUGUCCUUUAUAAAGUGUAUGCCUGCUUGGUUGAAACAAUGCACUGAUCUGUUUUACUGAAUUCAGACCUUAAGACAUAAUGGCUCUUUGCCUAAGUUCAUAUUAGGUAAUAAGAAGUUCUUGGCAUGCUUGGUAAAUACUGGAAUUUCAUUGUAUUGUGCAUUAAGCAUGGAGAAAUAUUUCUUCAAUUGCAGUGCCAGUGAACUGAAAUACAAGUGUUUUGGCUGUCCCUGGUGAUGGCUUUAUUAAACCUCGGUGGAACUGUCAGCUCUGAACUUGCAGAGAUGCUGGCUUGCUUUCUGUUUGGGAAGUUACUGAAGCCAACAGCCAGGUAAUGACUUCUUUAUUGAAAGCAUCCCCCUGCCCCAGUUGUAAGUAUCACAAUAUGGAUUCUAAGCAAACUGGUGGGAUGGCACCUAUUUCUUUUUGUUUGUUUCCCUUGACACCUGUGGCAGUGCUGUCCAGAACUUAAAGAUUUCACCAAAUUCGUAACUUAAUUACAAGAUCCAUUGUUCAAAUCCAAGUAAUUGGCAUUCUUCCUUCCCUGCCUUCCUUGCUUUUUAUACUGAAUAGUUUAUCCCCCUUUUCAUUACAGACUUUUAUGUUUGUCAGUGCCAUCCCUAUCCUUAUAAUGUAUUAGCCUAUGAUGUGAGACUCUUGCCACAGCAAAGCUGUCUGGCUCAGACCUGUUCUGUUUUCUGUCGAUUCAACAGCUGGACCUUUGAUUAAAAAAUUGAGUUAUUGGCUUUAUUCAAACUGGAAAAAAUACAGUAGUGUAUAUAUAUCGGGUACCUUUCUUGCCUUGAUUGAUCUACUUAAAGAACAUUCAAUCAUACUGAAUAUGUCUUGAUUCAGCAAGUAAAGGGUAGGUGUCUGUUAGGAGGUGAUUCACAAGUACUAUAGUCACCUGCCUCUGUUAUUUGAUGCACAGCACACACCCUGUGGGGGGGUGUUCUCAUUUUCACUUGAUCUUAUGGUGGACUCAGCUACCUCUUAGAUUUUUGGGGAAUAAGCCUUCAUAUUAGUACAGUUCACCGGUGUCAAAAGCUUCACUUGUCUGUAUUAUCGAUGACAGAGUAUAAGUUUUUCUUUUCUAGUAACUUGGUAUUUCUUCCUUUCAUGAAGCAGUAAGUAUCCUGUCUGCAUAAAUAUCUAAACCAGGCAUUGCUUAACUGGGUUUGAGGAUCCAGGCUUUUGGUACUGCUUGAGACUUCAAGUUAUGUGCAUGUGAAGCAAGUCCACUGUAUUAUGACAGAGCUCCCUCCUGCAUCUCUGAGGUGUUCACAGACCACCUCCCUUUCUUUUCCUGCAAGAGUCCUGAACUUGAAAUGAACCCUGUGUCUUCUGGGGGAGUGGGGUGUUUUUGCUUGUUUGUAUGUUUAGUUUUUUGGUUUUGUUUGGGGUUUUUUUGUGGGUGCAUGUGUGUACCUUGCUGCCUCAGUGGUCUGCAGGUGGUUAAGUGAUGCUGCUUGGUGGCUGCCCCUCAACAUAGCCUGCCCUGGAGGGAGGUGGUGUCUGGGUCCAAGGCUCUACUCCUCCCCUUGCUUGCUCCUAUAGUGGUUGCAAGGGGCCUGGCUAAAAUUUGAAAAUGACCUAGUUGAUAAUGUUAAUAAAUCAAAAUGGUUUUGUUAGAUAAAAAAUACUAAUUUAAAAGUAUCACUUGUAACACCAAGGGUCUUGCAAAGCUUCUGUCUGAGCCUCUUGGCCUCUCAUUGAAGACACAGGGAUGGUGCUUUCUCCAGCUCAUUCCAGAGCUUGCUUGAGGGUAGGAGGGGAGAUACUCCCACUGCCUGCAAGCCAACAGUGCCUGUGGUGGAGGAGCUUUGUCCCCAUAUGGGGCAGGGUAGGAUGAACCUUCCCUGCUGCUGGGCUGUAACUGGGAGGGAAGUGCUGCUUGCUCCGAGGUUGUGAAAGGCCAACUCCAGGCUGGAGCGUGGUGCCAAUACAGAAGAGGACUAUAUUGGGUUGUCUUGAGGAGGACUGAAGCCAGGGAAGUGUAAAAGCCUAUAAAAGGAGGGAGAGUGGGACAAGUUGCAGUAAAUGAAUAGUGAAUUCUCCAGCAGAGAAAUACCAGUAUUAUUUCUUGAGCUUCAGUGCUGUUGCUCUCAUGCCUCAGUGUUAUGUACUUAUUUCUGGCAAACUACUGUCAGUUGUGCAAGCUUCAGAGGUUAGCACAGGUACUGCAUAGGGAUUAAAUAAUGUUGAUCCAUGCUUAAUAAAUGCUGUUUGUGAAACUGUAUUGUGGUGAAGUUCAGCAGGGCAUGCAUGCACCUCUUGUGCUUCUCUUAUAAUGGGAGUGUAAUAGGAACCACGCUUUUUCCAGAAGCAUUUGAUAGCAAGCUGUUCCAGUUAUUUCCUUUCCAAUAGACUAGUCUUUAGCCACUGAUAUUAUUGCUAUAAUCUAGUCGAAGGUUAGUGGUGAAACUGCUCUAAAAAUGAUUAAACAAAAAUACUCUUAUAGUUGAUCAUGAUUCUGUGUUUAAAAAAAAAUUAAAAUUUGUCGGGUCACUGACAGUGUUAAAAUAGUCUAUCAUUGAAGUUGAAAGUCUUGCUGGUUCCCAAAUAAUGUUUUAUUUAAACAAAAACUUGAAAUAUUUAAUGAACAGUUCUAACUUAAUAGCCACUUUUUGUUUGUCUUUACUGAGACAGACUUAUUUCUUGCAAUGUAAAAUCUUAAUGCUUACUCAGAGACUUCAAGGAGUUACCCAGAGUAUAUUUCACUCACCAUUGGAAGGCCAAGCUAAGCAUGUAUCCACUGGGAUAUUUCUCAGAUGUGCUGCACUAUGCUAUAACAGUUCCUGAGCUGAUAGAGAGGAGCCAGGAUUCCCUCACUUGACACCAGAGAUUAAAGGAUUUGAAAUCACCGUGAAGGGAGCUUUUAUGUGAAGACUCUAGAUGCUGCGCUGAUUUCUAUUAGAAGUUAACUCUAAGCAGUUCCCCUCCUUCUCUCUACUAGAUUAUGUAGGAAUUGUACUUUUUCUCACUGCAAUGUGGGAUAUAUUUCCCCAUUUCAGGAUUACUUCUAUGCAUUUAAGCUUGCUUUUAUUUACUUGAAUGCCCUUCCUGACAGUGUAACAGCUUUUUUUUUUUUUUUUAAUAAUUCACAGCUUCUUGUACAAUACUGUUUGAGGAUUAAGGAGAAACUUAAGGUGACUUUGGUUCUGCUAUUAUUCUACUUUGCAUUUGUGAGCAUUUUUUAUCUGCGUUUGGGAACAGGUCUUUACUAAUACACAGGGAUGAAACAGGUUAUUUCAAAAUAAAGAUGUAGGAAUGCUGCGUGCUUGUUAAUUAUAAAACAUAAUGACUGCAUACAUGAGGUGACUGUUCUGGCAACACACUUUCCUGUUUACUGUCUACAAGAAAUCUGUGUAAUACCAACUGUAGAAGAUUCUUUAAGAAGGCUUAUCUUCAGAACUGCUGCAUAUGCUGAUUUCUUUUUUUCUAAUUGUUUCUGCAGAUCCUGUUGGAUUAAUGCUGUGGAUCGGCCAACAUGGAACCUGUAGUUGCUCAUCAAUCGCUCAGUAGUCAGUGUAGAUCCUGUCUUUACAAUCAGCAGCUACAUCUGGCUACUGGGUCUCUGAUGACAACUCGUAUCUUCUAUCUAGACUUCUUGUUGGAUUUUUAUCUUCUCUCAUGGGUGCAGAGCAAGUUCACGGUACUAACAAGCUGACAGCUGAGGUGUGGCCCUAAAUAAAGGAUUUUAUAUGUGUUGGAUCUAAUUCACACUGGGAAUCAGAUUAAAUACCUGGAUGCUGUGUAUUGGAAAGCAAUAGUCUUUUCUGUAGCCUAAUCUUGGGGCUUGUAGUAGUCAAAACUGAUGGGAAUGAUAUUUAGCAAGUUUGAGCUAAGAUAGUUGGACUUCGCUAUUGUCAAUGAAGAAACUUUAACCUCUCCUGCAAACGAUGGGUUUUGAAACGGGCAUCUUGGCAGAUCAUGUGACUACUGCGCAUUAGGGGAGGAAACCUACUGUGAAGUGUGAUGUGCACAGCUGGCUUUUGUCGAAUGCAUAGGAAGACUGUCCAGGUUUGGGGCAUGAACCUGGCAUACAAUGUAGAUUUCUGUGUUUGUUAAGCAACAGCUACAUUGUCUGCUGGGUUUCCAGCUGCCUGGAAAUACAAAGUGGAGGGGUAUCUACAUUUUUUUUUUUUUGGUCAAGUUACCUGCCUUGUAUCUCUGAGGAAGACACUGCAAUUGAGGUCUAAUUGCUGCCUCCCCCUCUGUUCUCGUGCAAGGGAUCCAGCUGUUGUCAACUAGAGCUGGAAGCCAGGCUAGAUCUGAAACUAGUUAGUAAAUAAAAAGUUCAUGGGAUUGAAGUGUUCAGACACCUGAGCAUGGGUAGCUCUUGAGCAGAAGCUGAUGCCUGCUGCCUGCAUAGCCAUUAGUUUGCCUUGGUAACACUGUUUUGUUCCUUUUGACUUCAGAUGGAGAACUAUAUAUGUGUGUGCUGUAGAGUUAUUGUUUUAGGAGAAGGGAAUAGUGGGGAGCUAUUUAUAGGUCUGACUGUUUUGUUUUUUUUUUAAAACACAUGCUGCACUUAGUGGGGCUUAUACACAGUGCCUAGAAAUAGAGGAGGAAUAAGAGGAUCUUUUGAGAGCUGAUACCAACAGGAUCUCUUGCUUCUUGAGUAGCAUCAAAACUUCAUUUGUGCACUGUAUCCAGCCACUCAGUGGCAAAACAGGCGGUUUCAAUUUGAGAAGAUUAGGCCUAGAAUAGUGGGGUCCCUUCAGACCUGGACUGCAGUCAUAGUAGUAAAUGGGGAAGCUUGCACAGCAUGUCUGUACUGUUAACCCUUUGUUAGCAAACUCCAUACCGUUUCCACUUUCACCAUGGAAACUGGGAGAGUUGUGGUGGCUACUCAAAGAGUGAAGGAACAUAUGAAUUGGCCAAGAUUUAAGCUUUUGUCUGUGGGACUGUACAGGGGUUGUUUUAGAUCAACAGGCAUCCAGAACUCUUCCUAUUGAAGAGCAAUACUUCAGGAGGCAGAAGGGUUCCUAAGUGAGUGCUACUGUUAAAAUUUGUGCUUUUGUUAAAAAAAAAAAAAAAUAAAACUUCUAAUGCAAAGAA